AUGGGGUCCUGCGGAAAGCUUCUGCUGGCCCUUAUCUUUAUGUUUGGCGGUACUAAGGGUGAGUUGUUUUUUUUUUUUUUUUGCAAAUAACACAAAUUUAAUGUGUAUCUAUUGUAAAUAAAGACGGUAUUCUGAAUCCGAAAUUUUAUUAACGAGUACUUAGGUAGGUACCUAUCUAUAUAGUGUCGGGUAGGAGGCGCUUUACAAUAUUUUUUGUAGUGCUGUACCUUCGGCGAGCGCGCGUAAUAUUUACAAAACGUGUUUAAUAAUAUGCUAUCCGGCGUCGUGACGGUAACGACAGUAGUUAAAUAAAACUGUUUGAUUAAAUAUUUUUUUUAUUCUCUCAUAUUACAUAAUAUACUUACCUAUACGGGCAGGAAGUCCCUUUUGUGUACGCGUAAUGAACGGGGGUGAACGAAUGAGUCAUGAACGUCGUCGUUGUCGACCAAAUGGGGGCGUUCUGUUCUGAUGCACACAUAGUCGUCGUUGUAUAGACAUCGCGGAAGUCGGUAGAUUCCUAUAAUAUAAGAGUCGUCUCCUUUCGUUGUACCGUGUCCCAAAAAUAAACCGAUGUACACCAACGAAAAGCAGUUCCGUUUUAAUAAACGAUUCAAUCGGACCUUGUUUCCUACGGGAUUUAAUUUGAUGGUUAGUGUCCAAUAAUAAUCGUGUUAAAUGUUAUUAUAGGUACGAUUUAACAAUAUCGAUUGUGUCGAAUGGCACAAAUUAUGACUUAAAUAGAUAUAAAAAGGUUCGUAUAAAAAAAAAAAAAAAUUAAAUAUGUAUAAAUACCUACCUAAUUACGAAAAAUUGGUAGGAACAGUUUGUAUAUAGAAUAGAAUUUAUUAUAAAAUUCUGCAGGUCGGCUAUUGCGCCUAUUAAUUUAUUGUUACUUAAAUACAGUGACGUACCUAAAUAAUAUGUUGAGAUUAAAUUCGAGUGUUAUAGAAUAAGAAUAAAAAUCACAAGAAAAACCCUUACAAUUUGUUUUAAAUUUGUUAAUGAAUUAUAAAUGAAUUCUGGGGUAAUUUUGUUUUUAUUGGUUUAUCGCAAAAAUAAUUCGAAAAGUAUAUAACUAUGUUUCGAUUUCAGCCUCAUCAUCGGAUCAAACGUAUAAUUUAAAAUAAAGGUUGAUUUUUAGCUAAAUUAAAAAGCCUCUUGAAAAAAGUCGUGCAUUUCAAUGUUUUUUUUUUUUUUUUGAUAGGUAGGUUUUGAAAGACAAUCAGAUUUAUAAUCAAACAAUUCAUAUUUUUGUUAUAAUGAUGAUUAUCUAGGUAUUUAAGUAUGUUAAUUUAAGGAGGUUGGAAACUGUUAUCUAAAUUGUGUACAAUUUGAUAUCAUUUUUACCUUAAUGAGAACUUGUCCACUAAUAUAUUCUCUGGUAUCCGUUUAAGGAGAAGGGGUGCGGCCUCUUUUUUAUGGAUGAAUGUUUUAAACCAAUAAGCGGGGGAAAAUUAUAUAUACAAUUUUUAAAGUAAUAUCAAAUGGAUUUCUUGACCAAAUUGUCUGGGUUAUUUAGAAAGAUGAUUUUUCGAUUUAAAAUUUAGUGUAUUUAAAAUAAUAUAUAAUAAUUUAAUAUUAUGAUGUUAUUUCCGCGGAAUUCAAAAAAAAAAUAGUAUCCUAAUUUUGGGGUAUAAAAAAAUGUAUCAACAUAUUCAUACGUUAUGCUUUAAAAUUAAAAUCGGACAUUGGUAAGUAUCUAUGUGUAGUUUCUCAUCGCUUAUUAUUGAUCCGAAACGUAUGAAAAAUAGGGGUGUUCCUCCAAUCUCCUUUUCGAAAAUCUAAUAACUCUCUCUGGAUAAGAAACGACUAGGUACCUACCUAAUUAAUUACAGUAAAAUAGCAAAUUUCGUGUUUUUCUUUCAUGAUUUUCAAUAUUUUUUUACAAUGGACAAUAUAAUAUUUUGUCGAUAAUUUUAAAAUACACGUCACAUCGGUUAGGUUAGGAUAGUUCACGAUUUUUACGAAACAUUUUUACUAUAGCGAUUAUUAGUAUUAUUUUUUUAAUUGUAUUGUAUAUAUAUAUGAUGUCGUUACAAUUUUGUUUAUUAUAUUUGAAAUAUUAUGUUUUGUGAUCUCAAUUAAAUAUUCGGGUUAACGAAUUUUGACCUUUAUAAAAUAGUAAGUAUAGGAUAUAACAGUAUAAUAAUAUAUUAUAUUAUAAAAAAUAAUAAUAACAAUAAAAACAUAAUUACAAUAAAUCAUAAUAACUAUAUUAUUGUUAUCUAUUUGUUAUGUACAUUGCGUAAUCGUAAUAAAACAUUACGAUUUGUAUAUUAUGUAUUUACUGUAGUUAUAAAUUAAAACAUGAAUUCAUACAAUUUUACCAGGAUAACUGAUAUAUCCGUGCAACAAUUUGUUGUCCUCCGUUUAUCGUGAUAAUAAAUAUUUAAAUAUAUAUAUAUAUAUAUGUUUAAAAAAAAAAAACAACCGUUUUUCGUGUUUCUCGUAUUUUUCGUUUCGUAUAGACAGAUUUGAAAUAAAAUCGCCACAAGCUUAAAAAUUACAAAGAAAAACGCUAUUUGUGUUUUCUGUGUACCUUUACUUGGAUGGUUUUUCGUAAUCUGUCGUAUUGUUUUUAAAGAAAUUUAAAAAGCGUUAAAUAUAUUACGUAUUAGUUUCAAACAAACCGAUUAUAUAAUUAGGUACUUGUAUGUUUAAAAAGAUAAAAAAUUGUUUACUGUUCAAAAAUAUUUACGUAUGGGCGAAUAGGCACUAUUUAUUAAUAUUUAUCUUUUAUAAUAUUAUUAUUAUGUGAUUAUUUAAAUGCGGAUGCAUCAUUUAUUAUAAUUGUAUUAUAUUAUAUAUAGGUACGAUUUAUUUAUUUUAGUUCUUUUACAAAAUUCGCUUUUAAUAAUAAUAUCAUUUAAAUAAUGUUAGUUUUAAUUGUCAAUUAUCAAAGAAAAUGAACAAAUCUAUAUACAUUUACUAAUUAUUAAACUAUAGAUUUGAUUGAUUUAUAGGGGAUAUACAUAAAGGUAAUAAUUACUACCAAUACUAUAUAUCUAUUAUGACAUUGAAUAUUUAUGUUAAACCCUAUUAUCAAAACGCCUAAAACUAUAAUUAAUUUUGGUUGCGUCUGCUGUAGUCCUUUAGUUUUUUCGGUGUAAAAAGAAAUAAUGUGUGAUGACCGUUUAUAGUGCCAACCCUUAAUUAGUUAGAUAAUUAUAUAUUAUUAAAACAAAAAAACCGAUAUUAAUAAAAACUUUAUAUUAAUUCCAAUUAAUAUUUUCAUUUUAUAGAAACAAGAUUUAUAUGCUCUUAAAAUCCACAAAAAAUCACUUAAAAAAUAUUUAACAAAGCCAAAAUAAUAGAUGAGUUUACAAAAUUCUCCCUUCUAACGGAUUUAACUUAUAAAUACAAUUUUUUAACACAACAAAAAUGAUUAAUAAAAAGUAAUUAAUUUUUAUAAUGCGUACGAUUUUAUUGAAAAAAAAAAAUUUAUAUUAAUCGUUUUUGUAGUUCUAGGAAAUUUAAUUUAUUAAAUAGAGCCAUUAGUGGGAGAUAUUUAAAUUCUUUCAUCAUUUUUGCUUUUUAAAUGUUUUUGUUAGUGCUUUUUUCAUAGAUUCUUUUGUCAUUUUAAAGCGCCUGUUUGUGGAUUAUAAGAGAAUUUAAAUUCAGUCUAUAAUUAUAACUAUGGAACGAAUUUGUAUGCACUUAAAAUUCACCAAAAAGCACUUAAAAAUUGUUAAAAAGCAAAAGUGGUAGAGGGGUUUUAAAGUCCUACAUCUAACCUUUAUUAAAUAAUUUUUUUUUAACGUUGACAAAUUAUUAAUACAAAUAUAUAUUUUUUAUAACACGUAUAACUUUAAUUGAAGAAAAUUUCUUUGUGAUUAUCAUUUGUAUAGUGUUAGAAAAUCAUUUUUAUUAAGUUAGGACUAUUAGUGGAAGGAGGGGAAUUUCAAACCUCUACCAUUAUUCGUUUUUUUAAUUUUAAAUGACUACGUUUUAAAAGGCUUCUUUUGACGUUUUUAAGGCACUUUUUGUGGAUUUGAAGUGCAUAUAAAUUCGUACUCUAGUUAUAACUAUUGCAAUUUUAGAAAAUAAUAAUAAUUUACUAAGUAAAAAAGCGAAUACCAAAUUUAUAGGUAGAGUAGGUUACCUAUUUACCAUAGUGCUCACGUCAUUCAAUAUUUUGCUUCAUUUCAUAUUGUACCUAAGAAAGAUAAUAGGUUACACGAUUACACCUAUACGAAAUAUCAAAAACCAUUUGUUUUAUUUUCGAAUUAUUUUAAAGUUUCACCGAUGUACCCAAAUAUGUAUUAUGUAUUUUAGGGUUGGGCGAGAUACAAAGAAAACUAUAUUCAAUUUUUGAACUGCAGGAUACAAGAUACUUUCUAAUUUUUAAUUUUCAUAAUUCAAUAUCGUCAAUUCGGUGAAUACUUUGUUAUAAAAUCUACCUACUAUUUUUUAUAUUAAAAGUACAAAAUAAAUAGUUUUUAUUUUUGCCCUUUAAAAAUAAACUAAUGUUUCAAAUAUUUUGUACACGAACAACCUUUUUGUGUUUUUCAUUAUUUUAAUAUAUAUAUUUUUUAGACUAUACUAAAAAAUAUGUAAGCAUCUUGUUUCUUUUAUCACUAAAAGAUACUUUGUACCGUAAUUUAAAGUACCUUGAUAGUACCAAGGUACGUUACAUAAACUAAAAAAGAUACAAUUACAAUAUUAUCUUUGAUAUGUGUAUCUAUGUGUCUACCGAACCCUGUGUUACAGUAAUAUUAUAUAAGUAUUGUGUUUUUAAUGAUUUUUCCGGAAAUAAAAAUACAGUGUUUUUUUUGUUAUAUUUUUUUUUCGAUCAAAACGAAAACAAUGAAAAGUCCCGUAAAAUGUCCAAAAUAAUUGAUAAAAUUAGAAUUAAAAUAUAUCAGGAAGUAACUACUGCAGCUAUAAUACUUACUGUACACAAUAUUAUACGUCGUAUGUAUCCCUCUCAUCGAUCUACGCUUUUAACGUGACUGCACCUUCCACUCUUCCUACGACCCUAGCUGUCUGGCCGGCACACGCGGGUUCAUUGGGCCUCCCGUGCGUUUCCAUGACAACCAUUGAAAUCCUGUUGCCGUCCAAACAAUACUACUCCGGAGUACACUCGGUGCUCGCUGUGUAAGCAGCGCCCGCCACGACGACAAUUAUUUAUACACACAAUAUUCCAGUGCACGUGUAUGCGUUGCGUAGUUUAACAUUAUUGUUUGCCAAUAUAGGUAGGUAUUAUAAGGGUGUAUAUAGGUACUCGUAUAUUAUGCAAAACUAUAAUAAUAUUAUUAUUUUAUAGGUACUGCAAUAGCUAUUAUUAUUUAUUAUCGUGUGAAUCGCGCGGUUUUAACUUUCCGGUCGAUCCGCGCAGGAAUUUUUGGAUCGGGUUUUUUUUUUUUAUUACUACUACUACUACUACUAGUACUAUUAUUCACAACAAACGGUGGUAUAUUUGCUCGCAUAUAGCGAAUACUGGCCGUCACACUUCCGGGAAGUAAUUUUCAAUAUUUACCUAGACAUACACACCUGAGUGUUAUAGUUAUAAUGUUAUGUAGACCUACACUCUACAGUUAUUAUUAUAACUGAAUUUACCUACUUGUGCUACUCACGGUAAUACUUAAAACUCGAUUUUAAUUUAUACAUUAUCGAGUUAUCUUUUUUUUUUUUUAAGCUACCUAUUUGUAAAUACAAUUAUACAAAUUUGACGUUAGACAGUCAUUUUUGUACGAUGUAACGGAGCCGGGGAAACGGAUAACUAUAUUAUAAUACAAUAUAUAAUUGCCAAUAUUAUCGUAAAAUAUUUCAAUAAUUACAUUUGUUCGGGAUAUCUAUCACGUCGUAUUAUUCUGAUAAUUAAUAUAGUUUUGCAUUUAUCGUAAGUCGCAGACAAAUAAAAAACGAUGGUGUUUAGAUAACUAUUUUAUUAUUAAAAAAUAUGUCGAGUGCCCCAAUAAACAAAUUAUUUUUCAUUUUAAAUGUAUUCGUAGUUAUAAUAAUAGAUAAAUAAAUUGUUUUGAAAAACAAAAAUAUUAAAUACAUAAAUAGUAAAUAAUACUAAAUACAAGUGCUUAUUGAUACCUCACAUAACAUAAUUAUAAUUACGUAAUUACGUAUUGUCUGCACGUUAAUUUUCUAAAAAAUAUUUGUUCACUAUAUCUUAAAUAGAUAAAUACCAAUUUGUCUUUUGUAAAGACAUUUGUACACUAUAUUAGAUUUGUUGGACAAUAAAAUCAUAUCAUUAUAGUAAUAUUAUGUAACUAAUAAGUAAUGUAUCAAAUUAAUGUAAUAGUAUUAUUAUUAAAACUCAAUGAAAAUAUUCGGAGCAGACGCUGCUGCACCUUCAUUCAUCUGGGAUAUAAAGUUCACUUAAUAUCUCGGCGACUCGUAAAUAGGCUGCGUUCACGCCAUUCGAAUUGUAUAAUUUUAAUGAAAAUUGUAAAACUCAUCGAAUUUUCCAUACAGUCUUGCUAAAAUAACCAAUAUUAACUACGUAUAUGAUUUUUUAAGUUUCUGUAUUUUCUAGAAUAUUUCAUAUACCUUAUAUUUGAAAAUAUUUCAUUUAGAAUCACUACAAUUAUUUUUUUGAAUAUACUUUAAACAUUUCAUAUUAAUUAUCCUUUAUCUCCUAUCAUACUUAUAGUUAAAUAUAUUUAUGGUUGAUUAAUAAUAUUAUUGAUACAUUUAAAUGUAUGCAGUCAGUAUGGCGUUAAUUAAAAUUAUAGUAUAUGUGAUAAGCAUAAUUUAAAUGUAUAUAAUAAUGUUUUGAUUUCAUAAUGAAUUGUAUUUUUUUUAUUAUUAUAAUUCAAGACUUAUCAUUUUAUGAAUAAAAUUAUGAGACAUAGGUAGUUUGAUCGAUAAUAAUUGAGUUUUCUUUAUUUUUUUUUUUUAUUAUGUAACGUAAAGUUAAAAAGUGUUUAAAAAUGUUAGUAUUAAAAACGAUAUUUCGCACGAUGGGUGGGCCACUGUUUUAGGUGAGAAUUUUGAAAGGUAGGAUAUAGAAGGGAAUUUAUUGUAUAUCUGUACGUAAUGAUUGAACAUUUUUUACAAAAAACGAUUCUGAGUGGGGUUCGGUUUUACAUAUUUUGAAAGGCCGUAAUAUUUGCGAUUUUCGUCAAAAUUUGAUAUUAAAAUUCAAAUAAAAAGAAAUGCUACAUUACACUCAAAUUUUUUUCGACCACAGAGUACAACAUAUAAUGAAUCUCCUGUUAAAUUUUCAAACAUUUUUGUUUGAUCAAUCAGUUUUAUCCACCUAAGUAGUAUAUCGAAUACAAAUCACAUAAAAAACUUACAAAAUUAAAAUAUUUAUAAAUAGCACAAAAAUGAAUAAACUAUUUUAAAAAUUGUCCACGUCUAGAAAAGGUAAAUAUAAGUGUUCUGUGUUCCAAAUUUCAAAUCUCUACGAAUAUUUUAAACUGAAUUACAACAAAAAAACAAAAUUAAAAAUAAUAAAUUUCAUACAUUUUCCCGUUUUUCUCGUUUAUUAUAAAAACUCCUUAGAAAAUGAAAAACUGACUUCUUUAUUGCACCAUCCAGAUAAAAUUUCUUUUCAGAAAAAAGUGCUAUACUUGAAAAUCGGAACAAGAUUUCCUUGUCCCGCACAGAGUAUAAAAUUUGAUUAAAUGUUUUUUUUCCGUAUAAAAUUUUAAUAAUGGUAGCUUGAAAAUAUUAUAUUAUAAUUCACAAAAGUUAAUCGGUCAGUUAAUAUCAGUUUUAAUACAAAAAUAUUAAUUUUGAACUGAAUAAAUGAAACAAUAGUGUUCAUAUCUAAUAUAUAUUAUAUAGAUUUUUAUAUACUUUUUUACAGUAUUAUAUUUAUUUAUUUACAAAGUUCAAACGGAAUUAAUUAAAUUAAAUUAAAAUAAUUUAUACAAUUUAAACCAUUCAUUAGAUAUUCUGGUCACUGAAAUUUAUAUCCGUUACUGCAGACCACUGCGUACCAGUAUACCUAUUGUUUUGAGAAAUGAAUACUCCGAUUUAAAUUUACGUUUUUUUUUUUUUGUGUGUGCAUAUCUUGAUUAUACUUAUAGAUUUACGAGAGUACAAUAGAAUACGUGUGGUAUCUCAUAUUUUAUAAUAAUUUACUAGAACCUAUGUGAGUGUUAUAAUAUCAUCGAUGCGUAGGUAUAUGAAAAGUUUUAGUUCGUAUCUUAUGAACUAAAAUCAACCGAGGAGCCGACGACUCUAAUAUAAUAACCCAUACAUACUAUAUCAUAGCAAUUUCCGUUAGAUUCAAUAAAAACGACCUCAGUACAAUAAUAUAUAUUAUUAUAUGUGCAUAUAUAGGAUACACCCUAAUAUUGAUUGAUGUAUUUUUACUCUUAUAAAAUAAUACUCCGUAUGAACGUGUGUGAUGUGUAGGUAUAUAAUAGUAUUCAAUUAUAUAUCAACUAAGGUAUACAGGCCAUCAUAAUAAUAUAAUACACUAUGUACUAUUAAUAUUGUUACACGGAUAUUUGAAAAACAAUAUUCAUUUACCAAAUUGAUUUUACACGAUACAUAUAAGCAUUGGCAAAUAUUUUAUAUUAGGUGUAUAUUGUUUGCAGUGUUUUGUACAAAAAUACAUUUUAAAAUAUCUAGACAAAAAUAAGAGAUACUAUUACUAGAAUCUAGAUGAAGGUAUAAAAGAUACAUAACAAUUGAAUUAUCUUGAUAAAGAUAAAUAAUCAGCAACUUUUUAUCUAGGUAAACAAAAAGAUAAUUGUGUUCAAUUCAGAUAAUUCUAUACCUAUUGGAAAAUUGAGUGCUAAAAGUAUUAGUAUGUUAAAGUGUACCACACAUUUAUAGAUUUAAAAAAAAAAUUUGUGAUUGACGGAACGUGAUAAUUAAUUUAUGAAACCAUAUUAUUAUAAAUGAAAUAUUUUUACUUAUUGUUUCUAAUAAAUAAUGGCGAUUGAUUUAAAAAAAAAAAAAAAAUUCAUCUGGAUAAUUAAUUUAUCUAUAUUUAUCUCUGAUAACUUAUUUAUCAUUUUAUCUAAAUAUAAAACACAACACUGAUUAUUUGUAUUUUGAAACUAUAUAAAAAUAGUGGCAAAUUUUACCGCGUGCCGUAACUGUGUAAUAUAUUUUAAUUUUUAACCGAGCAUUGCGUGCGAAUACGCACUACGCGCGGUGUAUUUACGCAAGCGCAUUUUGUUAUAUAGGGAGAAAAAACCAUCACUUUAUCGUCUGGAAGAACUUUGCCCACGGAUGCUGUGCACAGCAUCCGCCCAAAUAACAGAUCGAUCACGUUCAAACGUAUUCAGCUGCAGCGUAUACAACCGUUUUGGUGCGGUUUUUUUUCCUUUAGCGUUGUUAUAAUAAUAAUUUGUAUAACAAUUAUAAUAUUAUAUUCGUAUUGCAAACAAAUUAUCUUUUAUGAAAUAAGUUAAAUAUAAUUAAAUGUUAUAUAUGUAUUGGUAAUAUAGUUGAAUAGGUAAUAAUAAACUGUUUUGGGUACAACAUGAUUAUACUUCUUUUUCAAAUAUAAUAAAUACCUAUAACCAAUAAACGCUUUAGGCUACGUUUCAGUCAGGCAUCUAUAUAUUUAUCUAUUUUGUAUAAAUUAUAAUAUUUUAAAUACAGAUUGGUACCUACCACGUUAGUGAAGUUAUACCUGCACCACGUUGGCCGAUCGACAUCAAACUAACGUCAAUAUUUUGCAAAUUUAUUUGAAGACGAUCGGUCAACUUGGUGGGGCUAAAUCCACCAGUACCUAACCAAAUACUAUAUAAGAUAAAUUUCAGAUACUGAUAUUAUUAUAUUAUAAUACCGAAGAACAAGAAAUACGAAAUAAAGAAAACAAAAGUACAAUAUUAAAUGAUUAAUGAUUUCGAAUUAGUCACCAUAUAUUAUAAUAUUAUAUAGUCACUACCUAUACUUAACACAACUAAAUUAUAACGUUUCGACAUUCUGUAAAUACUUAUUUCGUGUUAUUGCCCCACGUUUAUAAAUAUCACGAAUAACAUUAUGUAGGUACAUCUACUACGGGAAAUUACUAACGGUUGACUCACAGACUCAUUUCUCCUCCCUCAGAGUGUAUACCUAUGCCCAUUGUUCCUCAGUAAAAUUUGAAAGUCAAAUUGCUACACGGACGUUGUCGUAGGUAAUUAUUAUUAUUUAAAUAUACGGAGACGACGAUUUUUUGUCUGUAAAAUCGUUCUAAGAACAAUAAACCGAGUGAUUACACGAAGCGCGGUCGAGCAUAACAUAUUAUUUACAAUUACAAUAAUAAUACAAAUGUCGAAGAUAGUAUGCCUAUUGCCUAUGUGCUAUAUGUACAAGAAAGCAGUUUUCGACUCAGAGGUUUGAACUUUUUUAUUAUUUUUGUAAAUUAUCGUAAUAAUGUUAAAAAUGAUUCAUAUAAAUUAAUGCAAUAAUAAUGUAUAGGUUAUAUUGAUAAAAAUGAUAGUAUGUAAGACGUAUGUAUUCAUUUUUUACGUACAUACCUAUUUUAUAUUAAUUCACAUUAAUGAAACAUAUUAUUAAAAGAAAUGAUAAGAUGUAGAAAUGUACGAGGUGCGGCUAUUAAAUAACGAGACUGUCCCCCUAGAGGGCGCUCUAGAUGGGUAGUAAAAAAAACGAGUAAUGCGUUGGGUAUCUAGAUAUCUUAUCUAUGGACGUACCAAAACACGUUUUCGUCACUAUUAUAGUAUUUGUGCAGUAGUGAUUUGAAACGAACGUGUUUUUUUCUCGUGCCGAAAACCGUGUGUGACGAAAAACAUGAGCAACGGAUAAACGUAAAAUUUUCUCGUUAAACUAAAAAAAACUCCAACUGAGUACUAUAAGUUGUUAAAAGAGGCCUAUAAUGAGGAUUUCCUAUCUCGGGCGCGUGUUUUUGAGUGGCAUAAAUUAUUUUCUGAAGGUCGAGAGUGCACCGGAAUCCAAUUCAGUCAUAAUCCAAAUUCAAAACCGNCAUUACUAUUUGACAGUUUUGGCAAUAUUGCGCGAAUGAGUUCGUAAGAAACGGUCGAUAUUGUGGAAAAACAAGUCGUGGAUCUUGCAUCAGGAUAAAGCGUGAAGUGUUAUUUGGCCGCUUAAGGCACUCCAGUACUCGAACACGCGUCUUACUCACCCGACUUGGCACCCUGCGACUUUUACUUGUUUCCGAAGAUAAAGUCUGCCUUAAAAGGAAUCCGGUUUGAGUCGAUGGAAGAGGUGAAACAAAAAUCGGCGAAACUCCUGAAUGGUCAUACGAAAACAGACUUCCAGCACUGCCUCGAGCAAUGGAAGAAACGAAUGAAACGGUGUGUGGCGAGGGGGGAGGGGAGUAUAUUGAAGGGGAGCAUUUGAAUGUAGAAUAACUUUUAUAAUAAAACACUUUUCGUAACCAGUCUCAUUAUUUAAUAGCCACACCUCGUAUUUAUGUUGCUUCAUUCAACACUUUAUGAAUUAUUUUAAAUAGAAAUAAAUAAUUGUUUUAAUAACAAUUCUGAUCAAAUAUCAAUUUAUUACGAAGCAGGGUAUGACCAUGACCGUGAUUUGCGGUCAUAUAUAAAUCAGUUUGUACUCAAGUUGUACCUAUAUAAUAUAUAGAAUGAUAUGAUAACGUUGGUUAGCCGUAGUCUUGAUAAUACAUUUUAAUACUACCAUAUCAGUAACAGCAACAUCGAUUAAUGAGUCAAUAAAAUGUAUGUUCAAAUAUUUUAUAGUUCAUGGUAGUUUAGUUUAGUUUCCAACUAAUUAGGUAUGUUUCCAGUUGGAGUAAAGUUCAUAAUAAUCACGAAUAAUGAACGAGAAUAAAUGGAAAAACAACGAUUCGAUUAAAUCAUUGCUAACGAAACGAUUAGAUCAAUUCUAAAUUCUAAAAGAUAAACAAACGGUUUAAUCCUCUGAAUAUUGUGUAUUAUUUUGUAAUUAUUUCGCCCCUCCCCCCUCAUAGCUAAGGUCCGGAGUCACCCCUGCUAUACCUAAAGUGUUAGAUAUUUUUACAUUUUUAAAUGUCCAUGGUAAAUAAAUAAAUAGAUAAAAAAAAUGUACAUCAGUAAUUUCGCAUUAAAACAUCAAAUUUGUCAUCCCGAAUAUUUUAAUUUUUAUCGAAUAUUUAUAAAAGCUUGAAAUUAAUUUAUAGAUGCAAAAAUACUUUACAGUACAUACAAUUAUUAUAAUGAUAUUUCGAUGUAAUUAAGAAACUAUUCACACAUGGCUAACUUUCUCCGUUAUGAAUCUAAAUAAAUAUUUAAAAUUAAAUAAAUAUAUCACUCAACAGUUUUCCUAUUCAUAUUAUUUAUGUGUAAUAAUAUUUUUCGGCAUGUAGAGUAGGUGCCUAAUUUGUUUAAUAAAUAAUCAGAAAAUAGAAACAUAACUCAAAUAUUAUAAUACAAACAAAUAAUGUUACUCGCGGUAUACUUACAACAAACAUUAAUUUGCCCAUAUGGAUGCUUAUUGCCUAUAUUAUAAAUAAUUAAUAAUAUUACUGAUCCUGGUUGUAAGUAAAUUGUAUAUAUCAAAAUAACCAGUUAAUUAUAUAUAACAAUAUUGUAAUAUUUUAUUAUAUUACCAGAUUACCUAUACUCUGCGUAAUAAUUAUUACACACAUUUUGUUGUAGGUAGUUAUAGUUUCAUAACUAUUAUCUUAUAUUACAAUCUCGACAUAAGUACAUAUUAUAUAUGCUGAUAUGCAUUAAUAUUAUAUUUUCCGGUCUUCGAUGUAUUUUACCUUUGUGUUUUUCAAUUUUUUUUUUAUUUGGAGCGAUUCAAUCUGCAGAAAUAAUGUUUUGAUUUUGUGGCAGCAAUGCCUGCGAAUGAAAUAAUAUUCUUGCUGACGGUUUUCUUUCCUUUUACAUUGGCGCUUAUGUUCCGUGACAGAUGUUGUGGUGCGCUUUGCAGCUGCCGCUCUACUCAAAUGGUGACCCACACGUAUACCUACAUACACGUUUCGUCUGGGGUAUAAUACUACACUUUAUAUAGUAUGUGUACGAGCACGAUGAGUGCCGUCUGUAUAACCAGGUGUUUUUUUUUUUCGGCACAUGCUCGUCGCCGAUAAGUGUAGUAAUAUUUUAUUAUUUAGAAAAUCUGGCUGUGGACCAUGUGUAAAUCAAAAUGAUUAGUAUACGUACGAUACCUGAAUCCCGGAAUAAAAAUCUUCCAAAGGCGAAAGACGGGAAAGAAAAUCUCCGGCAAUAUUAUACCAAACUUUGCAGUUAUUAUAUUGAUACGAAUAAUAAUAUAUUUAAAUAACUUGCUAAUGCGAGUAGGUGUAUAGGGUAUUUGAGCAAAUACCAACUUUAUUUUAUUUUAUACGAUAUGUUUUAAACAUUUUUUUUUUUUUUUAACUGAUACAUUAGAGAAUGUCGAGAUUUGAGGGUUGUGUAAAUUUAAUUUUACUAUAGGUAUCAACAUUGUAGUUAAAACAACGACUUUGUUACGUAUACUAAAAGAUUACCUAUACGGGCUAUACGUAACACUUGCAGUAAAAGCGUUAAAUAUGCCUAUUUCUGGUAUAGCUGUAUGCGAACAUGACUUGGCAGUGAUAAUGUUUGUUUGUAUGUAUGUGUGCAAUGUACAAACGAACGUGUGUGAGUGCAUGUGUGGACAUUGUCACCGUGGGAACAUCGACACAUUGCGGUUAAUGCCGAAUGCGUUGUCGUUUUAAUUUUAUUCUUCUUCAUUACGCUUUAUAAUUCGUCAUUUAGCUCGUUUAGCUAACGAUAAUAUCACAUCAAACACACAGCAAAUCACAUUUACUGUAAACAGGUACACGAUAAGUAUACAAUAGUGUGCUGCUGCAAAUUAAUUAAUAUUAACUAUCGUUAAAAUUAAUUGCACUUAUCAGAAUAAAUUAAUAAUAUUAACGAGAUAUUAUAUACGCUUAUUACUAUAAAUGUAUAAUAUUAUUAAUAUAAAAGUAGUAGAAACAAUAAACAGUGGCGUGUAAACGAAUUUUUCAUGGUAGGUGGGGAAAUUUAAAUUUUUUUAAACGAUUUUUUAUGAAGGUUAAGUUCCAAUAGCGUAAUAAUAUAAUGUUUCAAGUACCUAAUACGUAUUGCCUUUUACUCAAAUGUCAUUUUGCUUUUAGUGUUAAAAUAUUAAUUUAAAUUAUUAAAUUAUUAAAAUGUUCCAAUUUUUUUUUUUUUUUUAUGUAACACUAGUAUACGAUUUCGUAAUUAAUAACAAAAUAUACUGCGAAAAUACUCAAAUAAAAUAUUUUAUCGAACAAUCUUAAUACAGAUUAAUAUUAGCUACUAGUUGACUACUAUUUAAAAACUCUGUCCUCCAUUACACCGUGUUGCAUGUCGUGCAUAUACAAUAAGUCGGUAGAUAUGUUUACCCACACGAUAGUUGUCAAGUGUAUUAUAUGAGUCGCAACUCUACCCAAGAGGUGUUGGUAUAACUGAAAUCAAUUUUAAUUGCAGUUUAAAUAUAUUAAUAAUUUUAAUCAAUAUUAUACCUUUAUAAUAUUGAUUUUGUAGUAAUAUUUUAAAACAAUUUUCGUUGUGUCCAGUAAUAAUUUUAAUAACGAUUACAUAUCUUAACAAACUUAUACGCGUUUAUACCUAAUAUUAUUGUAUUAAAGAUGUUCAUUCAUAAAAAAAAAAAAUUGCUUUACGUUCACUUGCCUUUCUAUUAGUCACGUUUUAUAUUUGUAACCUUGAAAAUAACUAGGUACUGAAAUGCCCACAUAACAUUAAAAUAUAUCUUACAGAUUAAUUAAAUGAUAUAUUUAAUUUAAUUUUUAAUCUUGCAUCAUAUGCGUGGAGUAUACGUAAAUGUGUAACUUACACAUUUACGAUUUUAACGAUGAUUUUAAUUAACAAAAAUUCGUUUCAAUAUUAAUUUGUAACAAAUGAUAUAGUAUACAUUAUAUAGUCCUUUUCCUUAAAUUUUUCGUGCCUAUAAAUAGUAAUAUAUAUAAUUAUAUAAUCAUUGGUUUUCGAGUAAACAUUAUGUACAACAAUUUUUAUAAAUACACAAAUAUGUAUUAUUUAGGGUUCUACAGGUUACUUAUAUAAUUUUAUAGUGCUACAUAUAAUAUUUUGAUUUUAUUAAAACUAUGUUUACCUACAUAAAACGCAACCAAAAAAACUAUUAUUUAUUCAGAAUUCGAAUGUAAAAUUAUUACAAGUUGUUUAACAAAAUAUAAAACUUUAAAUAUUUUAUUUCCUAAGCAUAAUUUAAUAGCUUAAGAAUAAUUAUAUCUCAUAAAUUUCGUUACUAUUGAUGCUAUUUUGUUUUAAAUGGUUUGUUUAUAUUAAUUCACUUAUUAAUAAUUAAUUGCUGAUAUAUUUUUUUUAUAUCUUGUUCUUAGUACGUGGUACUCGUACUGGAAAUCGGAAUAAUAUAAUUAGGUACUUAAGUAGUUUAAUAAAUUCGUUAUGAUGAAACAACUAUUAGUGUAACAUUUUUUCAUAAUAGGUAUACUUUAAUGUAAUAAUUUAUUGUGUAUAAUGUACACAAUUAAUUUGUAUUAAUACAAAUUAUGGUGAAAAUGAAAACAGUUAGUAAAAUUAUUAAAAUUGAUCAAUUAAAUAUUAUGUAUCGAUUAUACUAAACCAAAGUUAAAUACAAUAUUACCUCUUAUUAUUUAUUAGAAUACAAGCUAUUCAAAUGUAUGACAUAAUAGAGGGGGAGGGGUUAAAAUCUUAAAUGUUAAAUUGCUUUUAAUUGUAAUGCAACUCAUUUUUAUUUUUAACAGACAUCUUAUCCCGGAAUUUGUAUAAUACCAUCAUCUACCUACUACUAUAGUUUAUUUAUAGAAAAUUCCUUUUUCAUUUGUCCAUUACAGUAUUAGAUGCUUACUCGUAUUUAGAUUAUUUUUGUUUGCGUUGCUUCGUUUGUUGUUCCUCUAUGUCAAGCAGUGACUUGUGAUAGAGGGUUGAAAGUGUGUGCGGAUCACGUUUAACAGAAUUUAUUUAACAUGAUUUAUUAACCUGUUUAUCUGAAUCUCGGUGAAGUUGUAUUAUUAUGUCCCAGAGAUGCCCAAAACGUGAAUUUUGUAUAGAUGCUUUUAGUUACUGCAGUGUGGAUUUGGUGAGAGUACUCUUUGACAGAGAAAGUUUGGUCGAUUUAAAAAAUACGCAUAGAUACGUAUAUUAGAUAAUGCGUAGGUAUAGAUAAUACUAAUAUAUGUAUUGUUACUCGAUUAAAUAUUAUAUCAUUUUUUUUUUUUACCGUGUAGACGCAUGGUUCAUUUGUAUUUAAACCACGUGCUAUUUUCAUCAGUCCUUAUGUCUCAUACUGAGAACAUGUGUGUGUUUGAAAUAAUAAUUUAACUCAGUAUUAUGUACUUUAUUGUAUGUGUGUAUAACGGUUAUAAAUUUUUUUUUUAUUUUUUGAUUUUUUUUUUUUACGUUAAGAUUUCUUGCUAUUAAUAUUAUUUUUAUUGAACAAAAAUAUUCGGCGAGUAUACUCUGUAGUUCUAUAUUUUAAUUUUUUACCAAUGGCGGUUCGCCAGAUGAGCCGAGAGUGAGGCGAAGAUUCAUCUAGAUACAAUUUUCUCUACUUCUAAAAUCUUAAAACGAACAUCGUUUGAAAUAUUUGAUUGAUCGUGUUUUCAGACAAAUACGUAUACUCGUAUACCUACUGAAUAUUUUUAAGUUUUUUAAAUAUAAUUAUCUAUAAAAAUUAAGUAUCUACUAAUAAUUGAAGGUUAUAGGACACUUUGCACGGUCACAUAGAAAAAUUAAAAAGCGCGGAAUGUUUGUACUAUUUGAAAUAGUAACAAUAUGGUAGAUAGUUUAUAGUAUUUUAGAUGAUAAUAAAAUAUGCACGGCGGACAGUGAUCACGGGCUUCAAUUUCAGGCAACAAAUAGUCUGUUAUCAUAUCGCGAUAGUGAGCGCCAUUCACAGUUACGUUCUGCUCGGCCUCAUUUUUAAAGAAAUAUGGACCGAUGAUUCCACCAGCCCAUAAACCACACCAAACGGUUGUUUUGUUUAGAUGUAAUGGUAGCUCUUGAACCUCUUCGGGUUGCUCCUCAGCCCAAGUACGGUAAUUUUGCUUAUUGACGUAACCAUUAAGCCAAAAAUGAGCCUCAUCGCUGAAAAAAUGUUGGUCGAAAACAGUGAAUUUUCCUCAAUCUUUUCAAGAACCCAUUCACUAAAACGGUGACGAUUCGGAAGGUCGGCCGGCUUUAAUUCUUUGACGAGUUGAAUUUUGUAUUUAAACAAAGGUAUGGUAAGGUCUUUUAAACCAAGGUAAAAUACGCUAAGUUGUUGCAUACCACAAGCCAAGCUGUUAAGAACGGCGCCGAAUCGAUUCAUCACGGUCAUCGCGUACACUUCGCGUACCAGCUACCGCCGCUAUAUUUUCUUCACUACGUAUUGGAUGCGGCCUAUUUGGUCAUGUGUUAUCUAAUAAUGAAAAUUGGUUUUGAAAUUGUACAAUUGUAUAGCGAAUUGUAUGUUCGGUAGGCCGAUCAUGCGGACCAUAAGUUUCUCUAAGCUUACGAAAAACAGUUCUCGUAGAAUGCUGAUUUUCGUAAUAAAGUUGAAUAAUUUGUAGACGUUGUCUUCAGCAUCGUAUUUUUAUUUUGCCUAUUUCUGUUUUAAAUUCUAAAUAGAGUGAAAAAGAUUAUGGUUUUACAAAGAUGUUUGUAAUGUUUAUUGUUUUUUUCCUGUAGACAACAUUUCUACCAGAGGACUUGCUUUGAUUUUUACGUGUAGUACCUUUUCUAAAAGGAAAUUUGACUGGGGAGGUACUUUAGAAAUUUAAUUUUUCGAUUUUCUCAGUUUUCCCAGCAAAUGUGAAAAACCGGAAAAAAACAUGGGAAAAUCGGGAAAAUUGGUACAACAUUAAACAAAUAUUAUUAAAGAAAACAUAUAAAGCCUAUUUAAUCAUUUUACUAUAAUAUGUCAUAUAUAUUUUGACAAAGCAUCAUUAUCACCUAAACUCCGCUCAGAAUCGUUUUUAAUAAGUAAUUGUUUAUCGUUGUUUAUAGGUAUACAUUAAAUUACCUAUAACAGUGACUGCGCCCGUACUUAUUAUCCUAGGAUGUCUUUUUUUAGUUGGGUAUCUGAAUGUGUUCAGCUUCAAUAUUUUGUCAUCUUUUGCAACAUGACUUACAUUUUGUAAAUAUUUCAUAUUAGGGCAUAUAGGUACCAUACAUAUAAGUAAGUAUAUACGCAGGGGUAUGUUGUAUAAACUUAACAAUAUUUAAAAAAUAUAUUUUGGUAAAUAUUUAACAAUAUUAGUUAUAACUUAUCGGUUUUUAGUUAUUUUACCAAAACAAUAAGCCAUAAAAAAAAAAAAAAUUAUAUUAACAUCUCCCCUUGUAAUUUUCAAAAUAUUCAUUUCACCAGAUAUUACAAUAAGAUUCACGAGUCGCCACUGUAUUUAUUAAAUGUCACUUCAGUUAAGUUAGAAUUUAAUUAGCAAAUUAAAUAUAUUAAUUUGUAUUUAAAAUUUUGUAAACUUUUAUCAACAAACACUCAAGUUAUGUUUUGUUUGCAUGUUGACAUCUAAUAAUAAUUACAAUAUAUGCAACAAUCGGUUAGGUUAGCUACCUACUUAGUGUAUAUUUGAACUAUGUAACGGGACUCAUUUUUAAUUAUUUGAAUUGAUUUUAGGUGUACGUGUAAUACAUAAUUAUGAUUUUAUAAUAGUUACUGUAAGUAACUAAGUUCUUUAUACGAAUAAUCAUAAUUUCAAGAUUGAAUAAAAUUUAUUUGAAAUAAGAAAUAUUUUUGUGUUAUACCUUGAUUAAAUUAUUUUAAAAUUGAUAACGGUUUAAAUUUUGACUUCCUCUUUAUGAAUUCAUCUUAAUAACUUCACAAUAAAAUAAAAUACGCAAUGUAUAAAUGAUAUAAAAAGAUUCUAUUGUACUGACUAUUAAAUGUUUGUUGUUAUUUCUUGUCAGACAUUUGUAACUUAAUAUUUAAUAACACAUCAUAAUAUAACACUCGAAAAAAAAAUAAAAGUAAUAAACUCGAAUAACAAAAUGUAUUGUUAAAACGACAGUCACAGUAGCAUUUGCCGUUUAACUAGCGAUAUAACGAAAAUGCGUUUUCGGAGUUCAAUGGUAGAUACUCUGGUAAUAAAUGUUUAAUAGACUUAUAAAAAAAAUUAUAUCACCAAUUUAAAGAUGACAAUACAUUUAUUAUGCUUUCAUAGGGGUAUUUUACAAUAUCCAAUUUUAAUUUGUGUAAAUUUAGUGUCACCGAACCUUUUUUAAACCACUAGGGUAAAUCCUGUUUGAGAAUAACACCUACUCACCUACCCGGAUUCAAGAGGUAAAGUAUACGAAAUAUAUAUGUAUUAGUUGAAAAACAUUUUGGCCCUUUUUUCCUGUGAACAACUUUUUUAUAAGCAAUUUUGCUUGAAUUUACAAUGAUAGAACUUUUUCUAAAGGAAAUCUAGCCGAAAAGGUAGUUUAAGGAAGUCAUUUUUCGAUUUUCUUAGGAGUUUUCUCAUUAAACAUGAAAAACCGAAAAAACGGGAAAAUUUACGAUUUAUAUUAUUAAAAUAUUACUAUUUUUUUUUAUGCGAACACUUUUUUGGAAAAACAUACUCCGAUGUAGUAUAUGAUGUAGGUAUUUUAGACCCUUUUCUGAAAUUAAAUUAUUUUGGGAUGAUACUUUAGGGAGAUCGUUUUUGAUUCUAUUAGUAGUUUCCUCAAUAAUUGGGAAAAACGGACAUAUAUUUACGGCGUAAAAAUGCUACGAUUUUAUUUUUUUAUAAUUUAUGAUCUCUACUAGAAAUUUGCAUUAUUAAAAAAAUGACGAAAGACCUUUUUUGUUGCAUUUUGGAUUUAGUUGCUUACGGAGAAAGUCGUUUUUUGAUUUUAUAACGUACUAUUGUCCUUUUUGUAUUUAGUCACUAAAUAAACACAAAGUUCAUUUAUAUUAUUAUUUUCUGUUUUAUCUGUUUAAUAAUUAUUAUUUUUGUUCGUGUAGGAAUUUUUGUACUGGUAUAUUUUUUUUCGUGUCGGAACUUACACAUGAAUUCGCUUAUCUGCUAUGUUUCGUGUGGAUACAUAUUGAGCCCUCUAACAUAGGCUGACGUGGAAUCAUUUAUAUCUAUAGCUGUGGUAAGGAUACAUAGGUAGUGCAUAUUAGAAGUUAGUCUAAUGCAUACCAUAGUGCGAACUGGCAUACUACAUUGAGAAAUCUCCCGGCCCAGAAAUACUGAGUCUUGUUGGCUGUAUACUAUUCAGUGCUAACACUAUAUUAUAAAAUAAAAACAGUCACCAACGGGACACGACUCAUUAACCCACCCACCUAAAAGUUCUGGGGUAUUUUACCCCACUUAACAUACCUAUUCAACGACAAUGUCUGUGAUGUCUGCUAUUCGUAAUUGAAAAUUUAAAAAACAAUAAAUACAUUUUUUUAUUCUUAAUAUAAAAAUUAAAAUAUAAUUAAAAAAUCCCCCGCUAUGUGAAAACAUAGUAAAUGUUGUCGUUUUUAAUUUAGUGAAAAUUUUUUUUUUUUAUUUUUUAAGUUUUUGAAGCUAGACCGUUGGAAUUCCGAAAAUACAUUUUUGCUUUAUUUCCCUCAAAUAUUACAGUAACGUGAAGUUAUAUAAAAUAAUUUGUAAUUUGUUUAUUUAUUUUACUAGGUAUAAGUCUGCAGACAAUUCGAUUUUUCGGUGAUUUAAUUAUAAUUGGAAAAAAAGAGAAAAUAGGUUUUUAAAUUUUAUUUAUGUAAAACUAUUGAUAUAUUUUUAUUAAAAUUGUAGUUAUAGGUAUCGUAUUUAAUUUAAAUUAAAUUUUAAACCAAAUGUGUUAAGUUUUAAAUUUUUUCGGUCAGUUAAUACAAAAUAUUAAGAUUAGGUCAUAAUAUUUAUGUAAGUUGUAUAAUAUAGAAAAUAUAAAAUUUAAAGAUAGAAAACUCUUACGUAUUGUUCCCUCAUUUAUUAGUUUAUAGAAUAAUUUUUGCAAUACGUCAUUAUAAUUUAGAUAUAUGAACAAAUAAGUUAAUUAAUAAACAAAAUAAUUUCUAAUAUGUAUUUUCAUAUUUCAUAUGUUAUUAUAGUAUUCUGUGAAGAUGAUACGACCAUGGGCCCGAUGUUCAUUAAAGAGCCGGAAAACCGAGUGGAUUUUUCAAAUACUACUGGAGCGAUUGUUGAAUGUACUGCGAGAGGAAGUCCCAGACCUGAAAUAAUUUGGAUACGAGCUGACGGCAGUGCUGUUGGUGAUGUACCUGGAUUACGACAAGUAUAUGAUUUUUAAUAUAAACCCAUUAAAGAAAAUAAUAAUAAAUUAAAAUCAAAAGAUUUACAAGAUGCUUUACUAACAUUUGAAUAUUUUAAUACUUACAGUGGAUGUACAAUUAUUAUAUACUAUUUUUAUUUGGUUUUAUGUGGAUAAAUUUGUGUUGGCCUAUUAGAAAUGAUUGAAAAUUUAAGACGAACUUCAUAAUACAUUAUAUUUGAUGGAAAGAGUUGUGCUUGGCUCAAACUGAACUUGACUCGGGAGUUAAAAUUCAGUUUCGCCAGCAAUAAUGUUUCGUUGCGUAAAAAUUUAAAUUAAAUAAUUUAAUACAUCCUACCUACCUAACUUCUCACCUACAACAAUGAUACGCCUAUCAGUAGUAUCAGCUCUUUUUAAAUUAUACUUGUGUAUUUUGAAAAACACACUACAAUAAAAAUAUAUUAAUUUACAAUUUUAUUUAGUUUCACCAAAAUUAAAUUCCAAAAAAAAAUAUUUGGUGAAGGGAUGUGCACAUUCAGCGCUUAUGAUCCAUUCCUACGUAGUCGGUGGUGUAUUUUCCAAUUUACAAAAUAAGUACUUGAUUACUUGCUUAUACCGCUAUAUUUGUAAAAGGGUGGUAAAUUUGCAUUCCAGUAAUUUUUUUUUUUUUCUAUACAUUUGUGUUAAUGUUGAGACAUUUACAAAAAUGCAUAUCAGUCAUUAAAUACAUAUAUCAGUUAACUAUAAGAUAAUUUACUUUACAUAAAUAGGUCCAAACGAAAAACGAUUCUGAGGGGAAUUUGGUUGAACUCUUUUUAAUAAAUUUAAAUUUAAAUUUGUAUUAAUUCGUAACUACAGAAUAAAUUACUGAAAUAAUUAUUCGUGUUUGAACUAAUUUUAUCAUAAUUUUGACCUUAAUUAUUUAUUUUUUGUAAAUAUAUUUUACAAUUUAUUAUUAUUUAUAAAAAAUGAUUGUUAUUUUAAUUAUUAUUGUCAUCAUUAUGCUAAUCUAUGGUUUUUAUAGGUUAAAGGAGAUGGAAAUUUAGUUUUCCCACCUUUUCGAGCAGAAGAUUAUAGACAAGAAGUUCAUGCUCAAGUUUAUAUCUGUAUGGCAAAAAAUCGUGUUGGUGUAAUACAUUCUAGGGAUGUAAACGUUCGAGCUGGUAUGUUUAACUGAAUUCUAUUCAAUUACUAAAUGAUAAAAUAUUUGUAUUAUAUAUAUAUAUAUAUAUAUAUAUAAUUUAGACCGGUUAGAUUGAUUUUCAGUUAAAAGGGUAGGUAUAGGUAAAUUUAUAUAUAAAUAGUAUGUAGACCUACAUAAUAUAAUAACGGCCAGUCUUAGGAUUUCUCACCUAGACUAUAAGAGUUUGGGUAACAGCGUAAUUAUGUAAAUUACUCGAGAUAAUAUUAUAUUAUUCCCUCAUUUUCUACUUCAAAUUUAUACAUUCAGGAAGCCAAUUUUAAUUUUAAAAUAUAUUUUGAAUUUAAGUAUUCCUAAAAUUAUUAUAAUAUGACUUAUUCUUUGUCAACAGUCCUACAAAUGUGGUUAGUUAUUAUUUUAAUUUGUAAUUUGUUUGUAUACAAUACAUUUGUAAGGAAAACGUUUCAUUCGAAAAUACAAAAGUCGCUUUUAGUUAAUUUACCAAUGAUUACAAUUCUGCUUUUUAAAUUAAUAUUAGAAAAUCCUAUUAAGCGUAGCAAUAGAAUUCGUAUAUAUUUGUUUUAAACGUAUAAAUAUUUCCGCGGUCCAUAUAGAAUAUCUUUGUGGAAUAUUCAUUAUUUUGUUAAAACUAACACGUGGUACGCAGGAUAUGAAUGCCAACCUCGCUAGUCUACAGUAUCUGACUUUGUAUAUUACAUUAUUAAUGUUGAAUAUUAAAUUGAUAAGAUAAAGUGAACAAAUAUUAAAUUUGCUGAGGAUCAUUUAAAUUAAAAUUAAUUAUAUUCUAAACUGUUUAAAUUAUUAUAUUAGGUAAAAUAAAAAAUUAUUUUAAUUUGUAAUAACUACCUACAUACCUAUGUAUAAAUCUCUUAAAAAAAUAUAUAAAAUAUAAAAAAAGUAAUGUCAUGUAAGUAUACAAUACACAUAGGGUUUACAAGACAUAUUACACAAGAGUUCUAUUGUUAAUUUUUUUUUAGGUAAUUUUUUAUUAAUUUAUUUGAUAUUUUGGCUUUCGACCCUUCACACCAAAAAACAUAGGCUGUGGUUGAUAUCCUACUGUUUUACGUACCUAUUUCGGAGGUGUUAUGUUAUACUGAUUUAUUUUGGUAACAUUUAUAAUUAUUUUUUGUCAUUAUACGAAACUUGUUUUGUUUUUAAACGUUUUUAUUUGAUAUAAAAUUAAUUUUUAAUAUCUGAACAAAAGUGAAUAAUAUUAAUUCUUGAUAAUUAUGACUGAAAAUCAUAAUCUAUGUACUUUAUACAUAUAUAUAUAUAUAUAUAUAUAAUACAAAUAAUUAUAUAAUUUAAACAUUUUUCAUAUAGGUACUUUAAUUAAAUGUAUACGAAAUAACUAAUAAGAAUAUUAAUUCAAUGUAAUUUUCUUCAAAAAAAAUAAUUUUAACUUAAUUGCAUUUGCAUUUAAAAUUCUCAAGUUUAUAUUGUUUUAAUAAGAACUGGUAUUAAAAGUCAUAAAUAUUUAUUUCAGUAUUUUUAAAGGUGAAUUAAGUGUGUUAGGCCAGUAAAUAAAUACUAGUAUAAUAAUAUAUUUUAUUAAAAUUAAUUAUUAAUUAUUUUUUUGUUUUCUGGAAUUGGGAACAUUCCCAAACUUAUUCACUAAAUUAUUUUCGACUCACGUUCAAUGUUCUUAUAAAGUAAACAUAUCAAAUAUUAUAUGAAAACAGAUAUAGGUAAUAACUAUAUACAAUAUGCAAUUUUUAUAUUAUAAUAAAUAUUAUAUAUACAUUAAAUAUUUUGUAUAAAACCUAUAUAAAUACUUGCUUUUAUUAAAAGGGGAUUUAUUAUUUUUAAAACUCAUAUUUUAUAAAAUAUAUUUUAAAAUCCAUAAUGUUUAUGAUCGUUGUAUGUAUACCUAAUCAGAAAUUAUAGAUACAACAAAUAAUAAGCAUUGUUAUAUAAAGUUUAAUCAAUUAUUUAUAUUUUACAAAUACAAAUUUAGUGCCAGUUCUUAAAAAUUAUAAUUAAUGAUAUUUAUGUUGCAUAUAUUAUAUUGUUGUGUAGAGUAAUAUUUAACAGUAUUUGUCGUGUUUGUAAAAACAGAAAAUGUUCUAUUAAACGUUACAAUACUUAAAUUAUAAAUUUCAACAUUAACUUAAAAUUAUACUAAAACCCUGUAAUUAUCCUAUAUUACUAAUAUGUAUUUUUUAUUACAGCUGAUUUUGUUAAUUUUAUAUAUUCUUUGAAUAAAUACUAUUUCAAAAAAAUAAAAAUGUGUAUAUUAUACACAUAUUAUAACGUCUGAUAUAUUAUUCUUAGUUGUUGCACAAAGUUACGAAAUCGACGUAAUUAAAGAAUUCGCUAUUAGAGGCAAUUCAGCGAUAAUGAAAUGUCAAGUACCUUCGUAUGUAUCUGAUUUUGUACACGUUAUAUCAUGGAUUACUGAAGAUUCUGAAUACCUUUUAGGAUCUGUUUAUGGUAUAGGACGAUUAGCGUAUUUAUAAUUUGAAGUUCGAAUGUCAUUUAUAUUAUUAUUCCUAGAUGAUUCUUGUCCAACUUUUUGUAAAGUGUAGCCGGUUUAUAUUAACGGUCAAAAAUAUUUUUUUGUGAGCUGCCCUAGAUUAUAAAAUGAUUAUUUGCGACACAAUGAUAAUAGUACUCCACAUAUGUGUCAAGUAUCCACAUUAAUAAAACAUGAACAGCCACUUUCAAAUCUCCUGCAGGUUUAUCUUGCAAGCACGUGCCUAUAUAGUAUAGUUUCCCGUCAUAUCAAAAAAUCGACAUAAAAUUUGAUAUCUAUCCUGUUUAUUUUAGUUGUCACACAGUUCUAUGACACAGAUGUCAAUAAAGUGUACGCGAUUCGCGGAAACUCGAUUAUAAUGAAAUGCGAGACUCCGUCAUAUAUAGCAGAUUUUUUAACAGUUAUAUCAUGGCAUACUGAUAAUGGAGAUGUAUAUUAUCCGGGUGAUAGCCAUGGUAUUAAAUUUUAUGAUGCCAAUUUAGUGAAUUUAAACUUUAAAACAUUAUUAUUACAAUAGUAUUUUAAUUGAAUGUGGUGUAAUAUUUCCUAUCUAGCCUUUCGUGUCUAAUAAUACCCAUUUUUUUUAACUAUUAAUUCUACUCUAACUUAUAAGCUUGUCAUUGUACUUGUUUUUAAGUUAUAUUUUUGUCUUUAAUCCGCUCCAGCUGUAAGUCAAUAUUAUGAAGUUGACGUAAACAAAGAACCCGUAAUAAAAGGUAAUUCAGUCGUAAUGAAAUGUGGUAUCCCGUCAUUCGUUGCUGAUUUUGUUACUGUAUUAUCUUGGAGUACUGAUAAGGGUGAAAACUUUUAUCCCGGAAUAGAUUAUGGUAUUUAAUAGUUACGCCUUUUGACCAUUUACCUAUUAUGUGUGAUAUAGAACAUGUCCUUAUGCAUUUUGUAUAAAUCUUAAUUUUCCUAAUCAAAUCGUUUCUGAUUUCAAAAUUAAUUUUUAAUUUUCUAUAAAUGUAUAGUCAUCCUAGAACCGUACAGAAGUGAAGUAAAUAACGAAUAUGUUAUACGGGGAAACGCAGUUGUAUUAAAAUGUAGCAUUCCACCGUUUAUCGCUGACUUUGUGACUGUGGUGUCUUGGCAAGAUAAUAUUGGAAAUAUAUAUCAAUCAUCUUUAAUUGAUGGGAAAACUGUGAACCCUCGUGGUAUUUUAAACAUAUUGAUUUUUACAUUUUGGUAUGAACGAAUGAGACAAUUAUGUACACAUCCUUUAUUUUACGUGUGACAAAAUUCUUUUUAUAUCCGUGGAUUAAUGGCUAGGUUUUUUUUUUUUUUAUGAAUAUUAAUAAAUGAGUUUAGUCAUCAGCGAACCGUAUAGAAGCGAUGUUAGUCCAGAAUACGCUAUCAAAGGAAACUCGGUACUAUUUAAAUGCAGUAUACCGCCAUUUGUAGCAGACUUUGUUAGUGUUGUUUCUUGGAUUGAUGACGCUGGUAGUAAUAACUAUAACCUCAAUGAAAACGGAGUUACCAAAUAUGGUAUACACAAUUAUUAUGGUUUAAAAAUAUUAUAUAUACCUAGGUAUACACGUGUUGUUUACGUCAAAAUUUGUAAUCCUCUAUCGAAAUCCUUUAACGUGAUUAAAUUUUAAAACAAAAUACCUAAUUUAAGUAUUAACCAUCGUUAUUAAUACGUUAACUAAUUAUAUAUUGAAUAGGUAUAACUAAAAAUAUUAACUAGGUAGGUAAUAUUUAUUUUUUCUAUAAAAAAAAACAAUAGUUUACUUUAGUGAUACAGGAACCGUACAGAAGUGACGUUGGCCUAGCAUAUGUCAUUAGAGGCAAUUCUGUUGUGUUAAAAUGUGAUAUACCACCUUUCAUUGCCGAUUUUGUAUCAGUUGUAUCGUGGCAAGACGACACAGGAAGUAUUUUCCCCUCUAUGUCGACCGAAUCUACUCAUGGUAUUUGCAAAUUAGAUCAUACGUGUAUACUGUAUAUUGUAUAUAUGUAUAAUAGUGAAUAUAUGUGUCAUUCAAUUUAAGUCAUUGUAUUAUAACAAAGUCAUCUUCCACUCCCUAAAAUAUUCCAGUUCGCCGUUUUCGUUGUUUUUAAACAAUAUGACGUGCCUAUUAAAAACUUCUUAUUACAAUAAAAAAAACUAUCGUUUCACGUAGUUUUUUAAUUUACUAAUUUUACCAUUUAGGUAAAUAUAUAAAGUAGUUUGACGUAAAAUAUGUAUAUGUAUAUUAUAUGGGUAUCAUUAUUAUUAUUUUUUUUUUUUCACGACCAGUGGUCACGCAAAAUUACUUAAUAGAAGUAAAUAAUGAACACGUGAUCAGGGGUAACUCAGCCAUUAUAAAAUGUAGUAUACCAUCGUUCGUAGCCGAUUUUGUGUCAGUUUUAUCGUGGAACGAUAAUACAGACUCGGAGUAUAUAAUACAUCAUGAUUACACGCAAGGUAUUUUUUUUUUUUACUAUGGAAAUUCAGAUAGAUCUUGUGAAUAAUUGUUAAUAACCAAAUCCCAUAACGUACCUUUGAAAUAGGCAUGCAACAAAAUUAAUUGUUUAUUAUAUUCACGGAAAAUAUUUAUACACCAUUUCUUAAUUAUAGCACUUAAAUAAAUUGUUAUUCUGAAAAAAAAAAACAAUUUAAAAUAGUUCUAUGAAUUAAUUUGUUAUUGUGGGUUUAUAUUCUGUAAAUAUUUUUCAGUUUAAUGACUCGACACGAAGGUAUUAAAUUUUUGUGACACUCAAUAAAAAAAACAUCUUGUAUGUAUAGGCUUAAAAGUUAGAUUGCAUUUUUAAUUAUCAAUACAGGAUAUAUUAAUGUUUUUUUUUACCAUUUCAUAUAGGUAUUAUUAAUACGUUUAUGUUUUCUAUGCAUUUUUGUACAAGUACGUUUUUGUUAAUCUAAUACAACAAAAAUGUAAAUUUUUAUUUUUUUACUAUGUAUUAAUAUUUAUUCAAUCAUCAUAAAUUUACAUUUUGAAAUUUGUUUUCUCUCAAGUUGUUAACCAGGAUUAUGCUUCUGAAGUGAUAACCGAGUACGUGAUACGUGGUAAUACAGCUAUAUUGAAGUGUACUAUCCCAUCGUUUGUCGCAGAUUUUGUCGUUGUAUAUUCUUGGAUAGCUUCUAAUGGCCAAGAGUACCGUCAUUUAAAUAAUGGUUACGGUAUGUCGUAAUUAGUGAUUGCCAACCAAGAAUACUAACCAGUUGUACACAUUUAUUGAUUUAUUCCAUUAAUCCCAUAAAUCUAAAAUUUAAACCGCGCUGUCUAAUUAUUUUACUAUUUUUUCUUAAUUGUUAUUAUUUUAUAUAUGUACCAGGUAACUAACCUAAUCUACGGUUGUGUGAAAUAUUAAUUCAACGAUUAAGUUGUAAACUUUAAAGUUUAAAAAACUGGAGAGUAGUGCUAAAUCAAAUUUCUUAUAAUAUUAUUUAUUUCUGACAUCUAUAAAUAAAAUAAAUUUACACAAAUAAAAACAUUCUUAUUGUAACUUUUUGUUUCGUUUUUUGCAAUUUACAAGAAAAAUGUUAAAGGAAAAGAAAUCAGAAAAAGAUUUUCUUUAAACUAUCACCUAUGACCAUUAUACAUUUUUUAGACGAGACUUCUAAAAUAACUGCUACAAAAAUAAUUUUUCAAACAAUAAUAAAAAGCCCAUUAGUCAAAUUAAUGACUAUCACUCUUUAGUUCAAAUCCUUAAUUUAUUAUUUAAGAAACUCUGUAUACUUUCUACUGUAUAUUCUCUAUCAAAUUGUGUAGAAUUUCCCUUAAUUUAGAAAAGUUGGAAAGUUAUAAUAGAAAAAAAGUUAUUUAAAUGGGAACAAAACAAAAUGUAUAAUAAUUCAGACUUAAUAACAUAUAUUUUUCUUACACGUUUAUGAUUCAAGGGUCUUUUACGAGUCUUUUUCAAAAAUUGAUGUUCAUUUUUUUAUUGUCUAGGGGUAAAAUAAAUGUGUAAAAAUAUGUUAUUUAGUUCAAAAUGUUAAUUUUCUAGAUUAUACUUUUUUAAUGUCCUAUUAAAAAUGUAUAGAAUAAGUUCUACGAAGUUUCAAGAUGAAAUAAACUAUAUAAAGAGAGGUUAAUGGUAAUAUAAAUCAAAACAACAAAAUCUUUUAUCUUUUAUAAACUUUUAUUUAUUUACCAUAUCAGCUUAGGUUAUUGCGUGACACGUUAUUAAUAUUUAUUUAUACGAUAUGUAGGUAUUAACAGAUUAUUUUUAAAUCCCGUAUAAAAUUUAAAGUGUAAUUAUUCCUCAGAUGUUAUAAUUAUAUAUUAUAGAGUAUUAAUCAAUUAAUAUGUUUUUUAAUAUGGGUUAAUUCAAUUCCUUUUAAAACACAAUAGUAUGUAUAAUACAUUGUAUAUAAUAAUAUAUAGUAGUACAUAGGUUAUAUUUUUCACAAUUACCUAUUAUUUUUUUGAUCCAUAUAUAAAACAAUGAAACCUCUAUUUCCAUCUCUUUUUUUUUUUUUUUUUUAUAACAGCGAGAUUUUUGUUCAUAUUGUAUGAUAUAAAAUUAUACACUUAAGUAUAAUAUAUUUUUAAAAAAUAAUAUUUAUAAAUAAUGAUUAAAACCAGAAUUAUUAGGAUUAGAAUUCAUUUUACAGUUGUAUUACAAAACUAUGCAACUGGAGCUGAAGACGAAUAUGUAAUACUUGGUAACACUGCAGUUAUUAAAUGUAAAGUACCUAGUUUUGUGGCUGAUUACGUUUCUGUAGAAUCUUGGUUAGCUUCUGACGGUCAAGAAUAUCGUCAUUCAAGUAGUGACGGAUAUGGUAGGAUAAUAAUAAUAUUAUUUCCAGUUGAGAAUGUUUUGCGUAUUCAAAUUGUUAUUUCAUGACACUCCUUUAAAUCUUGAAAUCUAUCCACGUUCUAUACAUUUUUGUUUGUUGGUAAUUUGUUAUUUGUUUUUUUUUCUUGGUGAUUUAUAAUUUGUUGAAAUAGUUGUGAAUCAAAAAUAUGAAUCCGAAUUAAUGCCUACGGAAUACGUAAUACGAGGAAACUCGGCUAUACUUAAGUGUAGCGUGCCAUCUUUUGUGGCGGAUUUUAUCACAGUCGAAGCUUGGGUGACAAGCGAGGGUCAAACAUAUACUAGAGAUUCAAUUGGAAGUAAAUACAUUAUUACAUCAAGAAGUAUAUACAAAGAGAUAUAAUAUACAUUUUUUGAAUACAUGCGAUAUUCCUUAUAAUCCAAAAUAAAAUUUAUUUUCAUCACUGUUGUAAUACUUUUAAUGUAAUUACGACCUAUUUCAUAUUGGUGUAAUAUUUCGAAAGUUUAAAUUUUACAGUUGUAAUGCAAACCUAUAUCACUGAAGCUGAAAAUGAGUACGUAAUACGCGGUAACACGGCCAUAAUUAAGUGCAAAAUACCAAGUUUUGUGUCUGAUUUUGUUUCAGUGGAUGCUUGGAUAGAUGACAAUGACACCACUUAUACAUUAUUUAAUACAAAUACCAAUUGUAAGGAUUCAAUUACUUUUAAGUUACUUUGAACGUUCGUCUGUCGUGACAUAUUUUAUCCAAACUACUCACUGAAAAUCAUGUCAGAAGCAUAAUUAAUAUUGUUGCCGUUUUUUUUUCUCAUUAAAACAAAAUUCAAAUUCAUAAAAUUUUAAUUCGAUGACAAUAUACACCAUGUAUUAAUUACAAAUCUAUUUUUGUCAGUCGUUCAUCAACCUUACGAAGCCGAGGCUGAUAAUGAAUAUGUUAUUAGAGGUAAUAGUGCUAUUAUGAAAUGUGAAAUUCCAAGUUUCGUCGCUGACUUCGUUUCGGUUGCUCAUUGGGUGGAUUCGUCGGGAAAAUCAUAUUACCCUGAUAAUGAUUAUGGUACAGAUUAUAUAUAUAUGAACAUUUAAAUGUAACACAUAUUUUUACAUUUUACGUCUAUUGUAUAUAAUUCUUUGUAUCCUAUAUUGUGUUUCUUUAAUUUUGCUUGUAGUUAGCUAAAGGUCUUACUUUUUUUAAACCGAAUCUAUUUUGUGAUGAGAAACUACUUAAUCUAUAUACGAAUAUCAUAAACCCAUUAAAUAAGUAGGUUCUUGUACCUUUUUAUUCGUGUAUAAUAUAUACCUACCUAAAAUCCAUUAUAAUGAUUAUUUUAUUUUACGCAGUGGUUAGUCAAUUUUAUCAAACUAGAGUUAUUGACGAAUACGUGCUACUAGGAAAUUCUAUAGUUUUGAAAUGCCUCGUACCAAGUUUUGUGGCGGAUUUUGUUGAAGUUUUAGGAUGGGUGGAUGAUAGUGGAAAUAACAUUGGAUCUACUGUUGAUAAACAGGGUACAUAUUUUAAAUUGGAAAUGCAUUAGCACUAUGUGAAUGUACAUACGAAUGUUAAAAAAUCUAAGUCCUAUCCAAUAUAUAUUAUAAUACUAUAUAUCUGAUAAUUCCACUAUGUUUAUAAUUUCAAAAAUAUUUUAAUAUAUUUAGCUGUGGAACAAUCCUAUCAGCUUCGUGUAAAUGAUGAGUUUGUGUUAAAAGGCAAUGCAGCCGUAUUAAAAUGCUUAGUACCCAGUUUCAUGGGAGACUUUCUCGAAAUUAUUGAAUGGGUGUCAGAGUCUGGAGAAUCUUUCAGUAUUAAUCAAUUCCACAAGGGUUUGUGUUAUAGUUAAAUUUUGGAAUGUAUGAGAAUGAUUUGAAAAAUAAUUUAUUUUCUGUUUCCAAUCCUUAAGAAACAAAUGGGUUUAAAUUUUUUACUAUGCUACUGUGUAUUGUUUGAUAUUUUAAAUUUAGGUAAUAAUAUGUUAUUCAAUAUUUUGGAAUAUUUUAUUUGGAUUUUUAAAAAAUUGUGAUAGAUCAUGUUUUUAUAAAAAUACUUAAAAUGUUUGUUUCUGAUCUAUAUUUUAAAACUAAAUUAACUCGAUUUUAAAUUGGUGAACCAGCUCCUUUCAUAUUUCAAAACCAAAAUCAGGAUAUUUAUCUAUGUACUCAAAUAAAUAUUUAAUAUUGGCUAAUAAGCAUUUAAAGAGUACCUAUGUGGUAUGUUUCCGAAAUAUUUCUCCCAGUACAUAAUUUUGACAAACUUUGUUUUUAUAAAUAUUUGUUCAGUGUUGGGUAUUUGCCAACAUUUAUUCUGUGUUCGAUUUUGAAAAUAAAAAUGAAUUCCUACUUAUAAUAAUUGAUCACUUAUCGGUAAAAUGCGUAGAUAUAAACACUAUUAAGUGUCUUAAAUAAAAAAAAGUUUCUUUAUGUAUACAUAAUUUUCAGCGGUGAGUCAAUAUUAUGAAGCUCAAGUUUAUGAUAUGUUUGUAAUAAGAGGAAAUACAGCUAUUUUUAAAUGUUCAGUUCCUUCAUUUGUGUCCGACUAUGUUUAUGUUGAAUCAUGGGAAGCUACAAACGGUGACAAAUAUUUUACACCAACAAUUUCAGAUUUCGGUAGUGAUUUUCGAUAUUGUAUUGUGUUGAUUUCAUACAAAUGUCUUUCUUUUUUUAAUGAUUGAAUAUUUCCUAUUUAAAUCAUCGCGACAAUAAUAACAAUAUUUUUUAUUUUAAUUUAUCAUUUGUACUGUAUACUUUGUUUUUGAAACACAUUUACUUAUCUUUUAAACUUAAAAAAAUAUAUUUUAAAAACCACAAUUUCAUAAACUCGUGUUUCAUAGAACUUUAGGACUGUUAUACAGUUCUAUUUGUAUAUAUAUGUACUUACAUUUUUGUGUAGUGUAUACCAUAUUUGAAUUAGCUAAGUUAAUAAAUUUUCGACAUUUUCUAUCUUAAUUAGGUACCUAAUUGAUUUCAGCCGUAAACCAAUACUAUGAAGCUAUUUUACAUGAUAUGUUUGUCAUCAAAGGAAAUACUGCGAUUUUUAAAUGUAUUGUUCCGUCAUUUAUAGCCGAUUAUGUUUCUGUUAUUUCUUGGGAAGAUACUGUUGGAAACAAAUAUUCUACAUCACCAAAUGAACAUUUUGGUAUUAAUAUCUAUUAGUUUAGUCUACAUAGUAUGGUCGAACAUUUUUCAGAACAGUAUUUUCCUUUUUCCAUCCUUUAUUCGUGUAUUAUAAACAUAGUUGACUUCAAUUAUCGAUAUAUAUAUAUGCAUAGAUAUUAUGUAUAUAAUAUAUAUAUUUUUCAAAUGUCACACGUCAUUACAGUCAAAUAUAGUUGACUAAUUUUGUGCAACAUAUUUGUGACUGUUCAUUUUGAAUUGUUGUCUCUUUUUAGUGGUCAAUCAACUUUACACUGUUAACGUAAUGGAUGAAUCUGUUCUUCGUGGAAACACUGCUAUAUUGAAAUGUCAUAUCCCUAGUUUUGUUGCCGAUUAUGUAUUUGUAUCUGGUUGGACUUCAAAUGGUGGUGAUGACUAUUCAAUUAAUGCAUAUCCAGCCUACGGUAUUAGAAAAUAAAAUAUUCUACAAUUUUAUUAGGUUUUUAAUAUAUAUAUAUAUAUAUAUAGAUAUUUUUUAAAUUCGGUUAGUUUAUCCAAAGAUAAAGAAGGCAAGGGUACGUUGCGGUUUUCCUUUUUAUUCCAAAUAUAUUUAUUACUUACCUAUAUAUUCCUCUGAAUCCUGUAUGAAUGCGAUGAAUGAAUGUUUUAUAUUUUUAAUGGACACUGAACAAUUUGAUACAUUAUAUUUAAAAAACUUUAACUAGCUAAUAAUACAUUUUGAGUGAGUUUUACCAUUUUGAAAUUACUUAAUAGCGUAAUAUAAUGUAUUAAAUAUAUCUAGUCAAAAAAUGUAAUAUUGUACUAUAACGGUUCAAUUAUUGUUCAGUUGUCCAAUGCUUUUGCUUUAAAAUAAUACAAAUCGAUGCCAAAUAAUUUUAAACAUUUAAAUAAUUAUUAAUAUAUAUAAUUUUAGAUUUAUUAAUAUUUAUCUUCUUUUUAAUUUGUCAUCGAUUUUGGGAGAUUUCAAUAAUAAUUAUCAGUUUAAAUUAGUUAAAUGAAGAUGAAAACUAAAUAAUUAUAGUUUUAGAGAAUCAAUUUUAUUUCACCUUAAGAGGACACCACACUGUGAUCUACUGUAUUCGUCGUAUAAAUGCGAGGUAUAGCAAAUUUAUCUUCAGUAGAACUCAUUUUGGGCUGUUAAUUUUAAUUGUAAAGCAAAUUGACUAAUAAUCAAAAUUAAAAUUAAUCAGAUUAUAUGUGCCCUAGCAUUGAUGUUUUUUUGAUAUUUUUAUUUUUAAGCAAGAUAUUAGUAUGUGAAGUAUCACAAUUUAAAAAUGAUUUUAUCUUGCUUAAAAAAUGAAAUAUCCACAUCAAAACUAGGACCCAUCUAAUCUUCUUACCUUUUAAGUUUGGUAAUUAGUCGAUUUGUUUUAAUAUUAAAAUUAAAAGUACAAAAUUAGUCCUACUAAACUCAAAUUUGUUAUACCUCGCGUUUAUACAACAGAUACAAUAAAUGGAGAUGUUACGUCCUCUUGACAAACGCACAAUAUAAUUUUAUUUUUUAAAUAUUAUUUGAAAUCUCUAAUGUUUUUUUCAAUGCUUUCGCAAAAUAAAUCAUCUUGAACAAAUACUUAUGUAUAUUUUAUUUAAAAUUUUUAAAGAUGGUAAAUACUUGGUAUUACCUUCUGGAGAAUUACAUAUUCGUGACGUAACACCUGAGGACGGAACCAAGUCUUACCAAUGUCGUACUAAACAUAGAUUAACUGGAGAAACAAGACUUAGCGCUACUAAAGGAAGAUUAGUCAUUACAGGUUAGUAAAAAGUAGUCUAUUAAUUUAAAAAUAUAUUGGUAACCUUAGAUAUAGUUAAAUCAAUUUAAAAAUUAAAUCUUAAAAUUAAGAAAUCUAUUGUUUUUAAUUAUGUGUUGAAUACUAUAGCAUUUCUUUCAUAAUAAACACAUUUCAAAAAGUACAACAAAUAUUUGAAAAUUGUGUGUUCUUUUUCGAGCUAAAAAAAAUUGUUCAUAACUAUUUUGUGUACAUCUUCUAAAAGUUGUUAAUCUAUAUUUUAAAGUUUACCAAUAUAUUUUAUUUAGUUUAACUGCCAAUAGCUAAAUUAUUAUUUGUUCUUAAUUUAAGAAUUAUAGCUAAUAAAAACUAUGUUAAAUAAUAAAAAAAAAAUGUCUCUCUAGUUGUAUUGUUUUAAUUCAUCAAUUCAAUACAUUAUAAUUUAUGUUUAUGUUUUUUAUUACAAAUUUUAAUUUUGCUAUUCGGUAUAGUAGAUUGUCUAUUUAAAAUAUACUCAAUGUUGCAUUUAUUUAUUUACAUUUUUAUAUUACAAUAAUAUUAAUCUAUUAUCUUCUUAUAUCUACCUCAAAUUUGUAUUUAAAUUAUAAUUUUUUAAUCUUCAAUUUUAAAUGCAACAAUGAUGUAAUAUAAAUGCACACAUUUUAUUUUAUAUUUAUUAAUUAUUAAUUUACUUGAACACACAUUUUUCAGGUUUUAAUUUUUUUUUAUUUGUGAAUUUUACUGUUAUUUUAAUACAAAUAUAAUAAUAUUUUUUAGAUUUUAGAAAAAAUAAUUUUAUAAUUAAUAUAAUAUGGUCAUUUGUUUUAUCAAAUGUAUUUUUUUUUUUAAGAAAGUUUUCAAAAAUCUUGUGUGAAAAAUGUGUGUUCUUAAAUGAAGCCUGAAUGUUGGGAUAGGGUACCCCUGCGACACAUUAAAGCACAAAUCAGUUGUGCAAAAUAUUAAAAUAAAUAAGUAUAAUUAUUAAAAAAUUAAGCUAUUUAGGUUUUCAUUUUUUUCUGUUAUUAUCUUGACAAUAGAAAAUACUUUAUCACUUCUUAGACCCCGUGGGUAGUUCAUCUCCAAAAUUUGCUUCUCUGGAAACUGGUAAAAGUUAUCAGUUCAGAUCAGGGCAAAGUCUUGUGUUAACUUGUUCUGCUCAGAGUCAUCCAGUACCAACACACAGGUAAGAACUAGCAUUAUUUGAAAAGAAUAAGUUAGGUAGUAUAAAACAUAUUGAUGAAAUUAGGAGUAAAGUUAAUUUAAACAUAAUUUCAAACUUGAUUUAAAAGUAAAAAUAUGCAUAUUAUAUUGUUUAUAUAAUACAUAUUAUACAUACUUAUUAUUCUGUUUUAUUCGUAUGAAACAAUCUUAAAUUGUAUUUGAUUUUAGAUCCCAUUAAUAGUAUAGCUCCAAAAUUCUCGUCAACAACAAACAUUCAAGGAUUUAAAACUCAACUUUAUAAAUCGUUUGAUAUGCUUUGUCCUGCACAAGGGUACCCUGUACCAAUUUCCAGGUAGGUAGGCUAUUAAAAGAAAUAAAAUAUUCCUUUAAAAAUAUAUAUAUAUAUUAGAACCAGUAAGUUCGACAGCGCCUAAAUUUCCAAUGAUGUCAGCGGCUUUCAAAUCAAGAUUAUUACAAAAUAUUGACUUAUUAUGUCCAGCACAGGGGUAUCCAGUUCCCACACAUAGGUAUUGCUUUUGAAAAAUGAAAUAUUGAAAUACCUAAUUAAUAAGUUCAUUACUCUUGAAUGUUAAUAAAAUUAGCAGAAACUUUUUUAUCAAAUAUCAGCAUUUCACUUCUAAAACUUUUAAAUUAUAACUAAAUUUCUUGGUUUCAAAUAUAGAACCUAUUGGCUUAAAAGCUCCAAGUUUUCCAUCUGAAGCUAAAUCAGUUUCUUACGUGAAAAAAAUGGACCAAAGUAUUAGUUUAUUGUGUUUAGCCCAGGGAUACGAUGUACCAACAUUCAGGUAAAAUGUGAUUUCAACUUAUUCUUUAUAUUUUGGGUGGGGGGAAAUAGAACCUGUAGGAUUCAAGUCUCCCACAUUUCCGUCUUCUUCGAAGUCCAGUUGGUUUGUUAAAAAGUUAUCAGACCAUCUUUCUUUACUUUGCUCUGCACAAGGGUACCCAAUCCCAGAAUACAGGUAAUUAAAGUCAGAAAGUAUUGAAUUUACAUAAUGAAAUUUCAAAUGAAUAUGAGCAAUUAUAAAAUAAAAAUUAUUAUUAAAUAAAUAAAAAUAUUAGAGAAUCUAGGGAUGGUAUUUUCCACUUCCAGAUCCUUUUAGUCUUAAAGCGCCUACAUUUCCAUCCGAGGAUGAGACAUCCAGAUUCAAGAAAAAAAGUUCAUAUAGUAUUAGCUUACUUUGUGAAGCUCAAGGAUAUCCCAUUCCUUCAUUCAGGUAUAUUUAGGAAUUUUUAAUAAAAAAAUAUUUGAUAUAAUUUGUAGAACCAGUUGGCUAUAAAUCACCAGUUUUUCAAUCUGACUCAGAAAUUGCAAGGUUUAGGAAACGAUCUAGAAAUGAUUUAUCUAUUUUAUGUUCCGCACAAGGGUACCCAGCUCCAAAUUUCAGGUGAGGUUAUUCCACAAUGUUUAUAUAUUUUAUUUGGUUCAACUUGUGUAACAAUAAUUAUAUCAGAAUGUAAAAUAAAUACCUACCUGUCUAUUUAUUCAUAAAUCUCAUACAUUUUCGGCAAAUUAAUCUUCAGUAGACAAUUAUUAUAAAUAAAGUUUAUUUUAAAAUGCUAUGGGUUUUCCUUAUUCUAACAUUUUGGCAUUAGUAAAUCAUUUUUAUACUUAUUUUCAACUUAUUAUUUUUCCAAUUCAUUUAUUUUUCUAGAACCUGUUGGUAUAAAAUCACCUACAUUUGCAUCUGACUUAAAGGGAACUAUAUUUAAUCGUCGAGCUAAAUCCGAUAUUGUUUUAUUGUGUCAAUCACAAGGACAUCCGGUUCCUGACCAUAGGUGAGAAAAUAGACACAAAUUAUAAAAAUUCUAUAUAAAAUAUAAAGAAAAAUUUCAAAUCAACUGCAUCGCUAGUCGCAAGGGUAAAUCAUUCUCUAACAUUUGGGUUUAUAAAAAAAAAACACAAUUUCUUCAAGAAACAAAAUUAACUUUUAGUAAAUUUUCAGAACCUGUCGGUUAUAAAGGACCAACUUUAUCAUCAGAUUUCUCAUCAACGGGUUUAAAAAAACGAAUUAAGAGUCCAAUUGUUAUGUUAUGUCAAUCUCAAGGAUAUCCUAUACCUGAAUUUGGGUGAUUAUAAAUAGAUAAUAUUUCUUCAUAAUAUUUUUAUUUUGAAAAUAAUUUAAUAAAUCUAAAACUAUUGGGUAUAUUCUAUAAGAUAUUGUUAUUCCAAAGUUUUAACUAAAAUUUUCAAUAUCAGUAUCUAUACUAGUAUGUAUUGGUUUAAUUGAAUACAUUUCAACUUGUCCUAUCUUCAACAUUCAGAUUUUAAAUUUAUUUUAUAAAAAAAAAAAAAAAAAAAUUCCUUCAAUUUGUUAAUAUUCAUUUAGAUCCCGUAGGACUUAAAUCGCCUACAUUAUCUUCAGAUUUUGAAGGUACUCGUUUACGAAAAAGUUCUAAGAAUGCUAUUGUUUUACUGUGUCAAUCUCAGGGAUAUCCUGUUCCGGAAUUCAGGUGAGACAUUUAUGUGUUCAUUUUUUAAACUAAUUUUGUAUACUAUCUUUUAGAACCGGUGGGUUUAAAAUCUCCCACAUUUUCUGCUAAAUCAGAAACAUAUAAAUUUAAAAUGAAGUCAUUGGUUGAUUUAAAUUUGCUAUGUGAUGCACAAGGUUAUCCUAUUCCAGCAUUCAGGUUCGAAAUAUAUUAAUCUUAACAGUCAUUUCCUCUAAAACUGGUAUAUAAUUUCUUAUAGAUCCAGUUGGUGUUAAAGCACCCUCACUUUCAUCUGAUAUAAAACGUAGUUGGAUAGAAAGACAAAUUAAAAAAGGGAUUGGUCUAUUGUGUCUAGCACAAGGGUCCCCUGUCCCUUUAUCGCGGUAAGCCAAAAUAUUGAAAUAGUAUAGAUUUUUUUUAAAAAAAAAUGAAGGUGUAUUACAUUACUGUACAUUUACAUUUUACACAUUUACUAUUAAUUUUAAAAAAAAUGUAAACAUUGUGGAAUAAAUAAAAUUAAAACAGAUAGGUAUAUAAUUCGUUUUGAUUGAAUAAAUUUGGUGAAUAUUUCCUAUUUAGAUAAUGUAGGUGCCAAAGCCCCCACUGCACCUGAUGAUAAAAGCAGAACAAUUAUAAGAAAUUCUGGACAAUACAUAACGCUUUUUUGUCAAACUCAGGCUUUCCCAAUACCCUCCUACAGGUUGGUAAUAUAAAAAUAAAAAAUUCCUAACGAUAAAAUAAAUAUAAAAAAAUGGAGAAAAAACUUAGCCUAUAGUAUUAUAAAUGAUUUCUUACAAAUAAUUAUAAGAAAACAUAUUGAUAUAUGAGUUUAAGCAAACAAUAUUAAUUGUAUGGGUAAUAUAACAAAACAAAUUAAUUUUUAAUAAAUUUAAAAUAAUGGAUUUUUAUACUGUAUACACUCCAGAACCUUUGGGUACCAAGUCUCCGGCAUUAGCUUUGGAUGAAAAAACCCGUUUUGCAUUUCGAUAUGUCAAUGAAGAUGUGUCGUUGUGGUGUCAACUACAAGCGUACCCUAUACCUGCAUACAGGUUCGUUUAGUUUAGGUUAAAAGUUUCAUUAAAAAUGUCCGAAUAUCCACAGAACCCAUUGGUGUUAAAAAACCUACGUUCGCAAAUGAUGAUAAAAUUCAUUCUUUUGAACGAGUUCAAUUUUCUGAAAUAGCUCUUUUAUGCGAAGUUCAAGCAUACCCAAUUGCAGCUAUAUGGUAUGAUAAAUUCUUUCAAAUUAAUAAAAAAAAUAUUUGAAUUCAUGAUAGUUUAUUUUGUAGAAUCCAGUUUAUAUGAAAGUAUAAAAUAUUAUAUAAGUAAAUAUUAAUAAUUUAUUACAAUAAUUUAUAAAAUUACUUACGAAUAUAUAGUAUAUUCUAAAUGUAACAAUUUGUUUAAACAUAAAUAAAAACAUUUAUAACAUUUUUACUAUCAGAAUUAUUAUCAAGUAAUUUAUCUAAAAUAAAUUGCAUUGGAAUUUUAAAAUAAUAACAAUUUUUAUUUUUGUAUUUGUUUCAAACCUAAUUCAGAACCAAUUGGAAUGAAAUCUCCUAGUUUUUCAACUGAUACAAAGAUUUCAGCUUACAUUCGUUUUCAAAAUACUAAUAUUGGACUACAAUGUCAAGCUCAAGGUUUCCCAGUUCCUAGUUUUCGGUAAAUAUUAUUCAAAUCCUUUCUAUUAUUUUUCUUGGUAUAGCAGUUAUAAGAAAAUAUUCGUUCAACUUCUAAUAAUCAGUAUAAGAAGGUACCUCACAGAUGCUUUAUACAGUUAUACCUACGUACACCAGCACAUUAUAAAUAUACGAGAUUGUGUUAGGCGCGUCCCUAGGGGAGCUAAGGGGGCGAUCAUCCCCCCCCCCCCCCCGUAAGCCAUGUGAUGUUCUUUUUUAUUAUACAAAUUAUCCAUAAUUUUUAAGUAUAAAUGCAACUGGUUCUAAAUGCCAUAAAUAUAAUUCCAGAUCUUGGAAAUACUUUGAUUGAACAAGAUAAAAUAUUUCUCAUUUAUAAAUGUGGCGAAGAAUGUACCUAUUGGAUUACAAUGUUUUUUUUUUUUUUUUACUGUGACAAAAUUUUCUACCAGAAAUUUUGCUUCAAUAUAUAAGUUUAGCACCUUUUUUGAAAGAAAAUAUUGUCAUAUUGACUAGAUAGUACUUUAGAAAGGUCAUUUUUUGAUUUUCCGAUUAGUUUUCAUAAAAUCAGUAAAACCCAAGAUAAAACAUAAGAAAAACGAGAAAAUUUAUGAAAAUAAUAAUUUUUUGUUGUAAUUCAGUUAAAAAUAUUCGUAGAGUCUUGAAAUUUAGAUAGAAAACUUAUAUUUGACUUUUCUUGACUGGUAAAAUUUUUGAGCAAUUUAGAGACAUUUUAAUUUUGCGAGUUUUUACACGUAAUUUUUAUUCGGUAUGUAGACAAAAUUGAUAGAACAAAUAGAAAUGCUUGAGAAUUUAACAUGAGGUUCAUUAAAAGUCGUACUAUGUAGUAAAAAAAAAAAUUUUUGAGCAGAAACUUUUCACUUUUAAAUAGGUAUUCAUCGAAAUGAAAAAUUAAUAAAUUAAUAAGUAUAGAAAAUAUUUUUGAUCAAACCGCCUGCAAAACGCUGCUUAAAAUAAAAAUAUUUUGUACUUGGUCAUCUAACAUUUAUUAAUUAUUAUUCUUAUUAUUUUUGUUAUUCGUAUUAUCAUUAUUUUAACUAUUAUUUAUUUAAUGUGAAAAAAAUAAAUUUAAUUUUUAAAUUGUACUGUUUGCUGCAUUUCUACAAUUUAUCUGCAGUUUUCUAAGUUAAUAUAAGUUGAAAUAACAUCAGACAUAAAAGUUUUAAGUUUUUGUUGACCAAAGCAGCAGUAUUUAAAAGUAAAAAUUGUUCCCCCCCUCCCACGGAAUUGACCCGAAGACGCUCCUAAACAAUACUCUUAACCGAGCUCCGCUCAGAAUCGUUUUUAUUGACAAUGCUUACAUUUGUUUAGGUACAGAUAUACAUUAAAUUUCCCUCAAUAUCCUACUUUCAGCAGUUUUUGUUUUAUAAAAAUAAUAUUAUCUAACUAAUUUUGAAAGCAAAUUUAAAAAAGGUACCGUCCUUUGCGUCCUAAUUUGAAAAAAAAAAUACUCUAAAAUAUCUGAACAUUUUGUUGGGGUACUCAGUUUCCCUGCGUCCCCCAAGUAAAGCACUGAAUUAUUAUACAUUAUACAUUAUGUAUAUAUUAUAUAAUUUGUAUAAAUUAAUUUGAUGUGUGUGACACAGUCCCCACUCGCCGCAUCGGCACCUCAACCGUACACAUGAUCAGUAACCAUUGGUCACUCCACCAAACAUUCAAAUCCAGGACAUUAGACCGUUUAAGUUCAGCGAGAAGUCAGAUACCUGAUAGUUGAAUAGCUCAGGAAUAGAGUAAUCGCCGGGCAAGUGAAAAACUCGGGUUCGAUUCCCCAUCCGAUCAUCUAAUUUUUAGUAAUAUUUUCAGUAUAUUGUUUUUACAAUGAUGUUAUCUUAUUUUUUUUUUUAUGCUGUAUAAAAAAAUUCUACCAGAAAUCUUGCUCCGAUUUUCAAGUGUUGCACCUUUUCUCGAAGGAAAUACUCUUGAGCUCCACUAAAGUACCAUUACUUUAGGGUGAUCAUCUUUUUGUUUUCAGAUUUUCAUUAUAAAUGGGAAAACGGGAAAAUUUAUGAAAUUAUUGCUUUUAUUAUUUUCAAUUUUUUAUUUUUGUUGUAUUUUAGCUCCAAAUGUUCUUAGAGAUCUCGGACAGAAACCAUAUAUUUAACUUUUAUAAACGUGGUCAAAUUUUCAAAACAUUUGAGCUAUUUUUGUACUAUUUAUCGACAUUUUAAUUUUGUGAUUUUUUUUACAUAAUAUUUAUUUGGUAGAUACUCUGUGGAUAAAAUUGUUAGACUAAAUAGAAAUGAAAAACGCUUAAAAAUUUAACAGUCCUAAGUUGUUCUAAGUGGUUAAUAAAAAAAAGUUGAGUUUAAUAUAGUAUUUUUUUUAUAAGAAUUUUAAUAUCAAAUUUUGACGAAUAUCGUAAAUAUUACUAUCUUUUAAAACAUGUAUAACCGAACUCCAUUCAGAAUCGUUUUUUAUUAGCAAUUUUUAAUCGUUGCAUAAAAAAAAAAAAUUUAAUUACCCUAUAUAUCCUACCUUCCCAACUUCUCACCUACAAUUGUGACCCACCCAUUGUGCGAAGUAUGUCCAUCUUUUUUAAUUUCUAAUUUACCAAUAAAAAACUGGAAAAUAUUUCUAGAGAUAUUAUCUCUAACAUGAAUGCCAAAUUAUCAUACCUCAUAUUUUCGUGGUCCGAGUCACAUUGAAUGAUUCAAUAAAAUGUCUUGUUUUAUUAUUUCUAUACAUAACAAUAGGUGCUGACGUGUUGUACUUGUAAAAAAAAUUGUUAUUUUUUCCUAUUAUUACGUGCUACACCUAUAGUAGACGAUUAUAAUUUUUUUUUUUUUUUUCAUGUAGCUCGUAAACUUUAUUUAUGAUUUUUUACCAAAUUGGAAAUUUGAGAUUGAUUUUCCUGUAGUAGAGUAUUAGACUCAUGCCAUAUACCUACAUAUUUUUCCUAAACAAAUUAGCCAAGUCUAAAUUAAUAGUUAUUAUUGAUUAUGAUUUACAUUUAAUUAUCAUCAAAGACAGUAACAGGUAUAUUACCCAUCUAUGAAUUUUUUUAAAUUCUAUUGAAUAAUAAUACUAAAUGUAGAAUUUAUUUAGGGAUGCAUUCUUUGGAUUUAAAAAUCAUAUGAUGAUUAAGUAAACUAGGUAGGUAGUAAUGUUACCUUUUAAAAUUUGUUUUCAAUAUUAAUUUACUUUAUGGUUAGCACAUUUUUAAAAACGCAUCUUUUUAUUUUUAAUGCAUUAUAUUAAUCUUUAAUGCAUAUUAAGUAGGUACUUAUGUAAGAUUUUUUUUUUUUGAAAACAUAAACCAAUUAAAUGGUAUUUUUGAACAGAUCCAAUAGGAACAGUGAUUCCUAAAGUACCAACGAAAUCAAAGUUUGACCAUGUUGACGGGGUUUUUGGUCAAAAUAUUGAGUUACUAUGUGAAACUCAAGGUUAUCCAGUACCUGUUUUCAGGUAGAUUUAUAACACUAAGAUGUAUCAUUAACUAACUACCUAUUCAUUAAAUUAACAUGACUUAUAAAAAAAAAAAAAAAUCAAUAAUAUGUUAAUUGAAUAUUUCGGGCUUCAUUAGGAUAGGAAUAAAUUACAACUGUUGUUCCGUUAGAUCGUUUCUUAAUUGUUAUCCAUGUUGCUAGAUCCCCAAACAAGUAUUUCGCCGAAAAUAAAAAAAGAAGAGCUUGCCAUUUUAAUUGGAAAACCAUUUAUGUUUGAAACUCAUAUAUCAAUGGUUUGUUCCGCUCAGGGAUACCCUGUUCCUUAUUUUCGGUAUGUAAAUUGCGUUAAACCUAUUUGUAUAACUGAAAUCAAAUAUUUAUGAAGUAAACGAUAAUCUAGGGUACACAUGCAUUUAAAUUGCUUUGUCUUCGAGAAAAUUAUUUUAAAUAAAGAAAAAUACUAAAAUUGAAAUAUUAUGAAUAAGUAUGCAUAUUCAUAUAGAUAGGUACAUAAUAAUAAUAAUAAAUAUUAAUCUAAAUUUUGAAUUCUUAAGAAAUUUUAGGUAGGUGCCUAUAAUAAAAUCAGAUUUUUAUUUUUUUCCAUUGUAUCUACCUUCCAACAUUUUGGGUUUUUUAUUUUUUUUUUUUUCAUUUUUAAUAAUCUCUGGCUGACUUGAAUACGAUCAAAUUUUAAAAAAUAUAUUUACAGAACCAACUGGGAAUAUAUCACCAAAAGCUCCCGGUGAAAAAUAUGAGGGUGGAAAACUAAUAACCUUGGCUAAUGGACAAACCAUGCAUAUUGUUUGCAAUGUGAUUGGGUUUCCCAUUCCCGUAUAUCGGUAUGUAAUAUACAGUUACUUAUUUUAAACAGAAUUCGUGAUAGUUUCCUAUAACUGUUGAGAACAAAAUAAAAUUCAAGGAAGUUUAUCAAAAGUCUAUGUUUUAAUGUGUUCAUAAUUAUUGAUUUGGGGUUCCCUAUUCUUAUCUCAAACCGUAAACUUCUAAUAAUUCAAUUAAAUAAAUAAAUAUAUGGAUUACAAAAUUGCAGAACCACAUUCAAAUAUUGCUGGUAAAGUUUCUAAAGAACGUUUUGAAGGUAACAAUUUUGUUGUUAAUGAGCCAGCUGUACUCUUGUGCCCUGGUCAAGGUUUCCCUAUUCCUAAAUAUGAGUAAGUUACCUAUGUUAAAAUAUACUCCACAGAGUCUAUAUCAAAUAAGGUUCCAUUUUAAAAGCUAUAAGUUUUAAGAUAUUUCCAGUAUUUCAAUUUUUUAAUUUGAUUCAGAUAUUUAUUAUUUUAGAACCUACUGGAGCUAUACGUACGAAAAUCCUUAGUAAAGUAAUCGAAAUUAAAGAAAUUAGUAUUGGAUCCGAUACUGCAGUCCUUUGUCCCACCCAAGGAUAUCCAAUUCCUAAAUCCAGGUAGUGUGAUUGAAUAAGCCAUUUUUUCUUGUAAGACAAUUGAUUUAUAAUAUUUUAUUUCUAAAUUAUAUUGUAUAUUUAUCAAAACAUUUAUAAAAUUCUUUUAUAUUUCAUUUUUUUUUCAUCUGUUAUUGUAUGCAUACCCAUUACCGGAUUACUUAUUCAGUAAACAUACUAUAUUAUGACUAAUAUAUUACUAAAAAUGAUUUAAUACUACACAAAUGUUCAAUUAACACAAUUUAAAAUUGUAACAUAAGAAAAAACUACUAACUAUAAUGUACUUAAAUAAAUUCACUUUAGAAUACAUAAAUAUUUUAAAUAUACUCUAAGAAAAUAAUACAUUCUUCAAUAGCAAUAAUUGUUCAGUGAAAAUAAGUUUUAUAUUAUGGUUUUAUUGUUUUUAGAGGUGUGGGUGUUUUUUUUUUUUUUGGUACUAUGUUAGAUAAUAUCCUCAAAUAUUUGGACUUCGACAAAAUUUGUUAUAAUAUUUGUAUCAUUGUUAAUUUAAUUGAAAUAUUAAUCCUAUCUAAAGCCUAUCUAUAUUUUCCAUUUAUUUAUUAACUCUUAUUCAAUACUAUUAAAAUUUAUAUUUUUUGUGUUAUUUCAUAUUUGGCUCUUAUAUCGAUAAUCGUAUUAUAGCCUAUAGGUAUUAAUAUGUUUAAUAGGUAUUCUUUCAUAAAUUUUCAAAUUCAGUGAUUAUGUAGAAUAAUGAGCCCCAUUUACUGUUUUAAAAACACCACACCAAACUAUUAUUUUGUAGGUUAUACCUACAUUUAUUUUUGAUAUAAUUUUUAAAGAAGCGUGACUCUAUAAUAAUAUAUAAUUUAUUAUUAAAAUUUUAAUACCAUAAGAAAUUAUAAAUUAUACCUAAUCCUUAUUUACAAAAUUAUAAUAAGAAAUAAUUAUAGUUAAUUCAAAUGAUAUAUUAUGAAUUCUAUUAUUUUAAUAACAAAGAGUCACACUUCUAAAAUAUACAAUGAUAACAAACAAAAUUUUACGAUAAUGAGAGACACUUUGUUUAGGUGGUACAAGUUUCUAGAAGGUUCCAAUAAGAAACAAGCAGUGACGUUAGAUGAUAGAAUUAAACAAGUUUCUGGAACAUUGAUAAUACGUGAUGCUAAAGUAGAAGAUUCUGGUAAAUAUUUAUGUGUUGUCAAUAAUUCUGUUGGUGGUGAAAGUGUAGAAACUGUGUUGACAGUUACGGGUAAGUUAUUGUAAUUAUAUUUAUGUUUUUUAAUUUUUAGUGUAAUUAUAUUAUAAUUUGAUUUAAUAUUGUAGCUCCACUAAAUGCUAUUGUUGAACCGACUAUUCAAACUGUGGAUUUUGGAAGACCUGCCACUUUGACUUGCAACUAUGAAGGAAAUCCAGUAAAAACUAUUUCUUGGUUAAAAGAUGGUAAACGAUUAAAUUCACACGAUGGCAGAGUAUUACGAAUUGAUUCUGUGCGUAAGGAAGACAAAGGAAUGUAUCAAUGCUUUGUAAGGAACGAACAGGAGAGUGCUCAAGGAAGUGCUGAACUCAAAUUAGGAGGACGAUGUUUGUAUUCUGUAUUCCUACUUGUAAUAGUUUUUCAAUUUUAUUAAUUUCAAAUUUUAAUUUUAAUAUUAAUAGUUGAGCCACCUCAAAUAAAAGAAUACUUUAACGAUAAUACAAUGCAGCCAGGAGUUUCACUGCACUUAAAAUGUAUUGCUUCUGGAAACCCAACCCCUGAAAUCAAUUGGGAAUUAGAUUCCAAACGCCUUAGCAGCACUGAAAGGUUUUGUAAAAUAAAAAUUAUUAUUAAUUGUAUAAUAUAAUUUAUUAAUUUAUAUUUGUUUAGACUUCGUAUUGGACAACAUAUUACAAUGGCAGGCGAAGUAGUUUCCUAUCUGAAUAUAUCAUCAGUUCACACUAAUGAUGGAGGUCACUACAAAUGUGUAGCUGUAUCUAAAGUCGGUACAGCUGAACAUACGGCACAUCUAAAUGUUUACGGUCUUCCUUUUAUUAGACCAAUGGAUAAGAAAAAUAUAGUGUCUGGAGAAAAUCUCUUCGUUACUUGUCCAGUUGCAGGAUACCCAUUAGAAUCAAUUACAUGGGAAAGAGGUAUACAUUUAUAAAUUAGAUUAACCACUACUGUUUUUGAUUGAUACAAUUUAAUUAUUAGAUAAUCGACAGCUACCUAUUAACCGAAAACAAAAAGUAUUUCCUAAUGGUACGUUGAUUAUUGAAAAUGUUGAAAGAUCUUCUGAUCAAGCUACUUACACAUGUGUUGCUCGAAAUGCUCAGGGACAUACUGCUAAAGGAAAUUUAGAAGUUCAAGUAAUGGGUAUGUAAAUGUUUCUUAUAAUUUAUAAUAUUUAUAAAUGGUCCAUCUGUUCUUCAUAUAUAUUUUAUAUUUUUAGGUCUACUUAUGAGUUAUUUAUACUUUUUAAUAACAAAGAUUUAUUAAUUUUUAAUAUUUUUUUUAUUAAUAUUUAAUAUAUUUGAUCAAUAAUGUUUUGGACCCAAUUAUUAUAUUUCUUAUUUUUAAAUUUUUAAUAUUAUCACAUAUAACUCUGAUUUCCAAGAACUUAUGAAAAGUGUAUUUAAUUUAAUUUAGAAUACAAAAAUAUUAAUACAUUUUACUUAAUAAGUACAUUUUACAAUUUAGGUAGUUAAAAUUGUAAAUAAAAUAUUAUCUUACUUAUAGAUGUAAAAACUUUCUAAUGAAUAUUAUGUUACAAACAAAUCAUAGCGUUUUAAAAAUUUAAUCUUAAAUCUAUCUACUUAUAUCUAAUUAUAUCUAAUUAUUAGUUUGUUGAAUGAUAUUUUAUAAAAUAAUCUAAGUAUCUACAUAGGUAUUACCCUAAAAAAUGUUAUAGUCUUUAAAUUUAUUUAUGAGUAGAUCUAAUAUUGUCUGUUUGAUAAGCAGAAAUAGAAUACAUGUCUAACAUUAUCUAAAAAUUAUUGCUUUUAUAAUUAAAUAUUAAUAAUUAAAAUAUUAUACAACUUACAACAACUAAACAUAAUUCAUGAAGAUUUAAAAAUGAAGAACAGAUUAUAUCUAUAAUAUUAUUUCAGCCAAUUAUUACUAUUAUUUGAAACCCAUAAAAGAAAAUUUAGAGUAUAAGUGAAAUGUCAGAAUAUAAGAAAGUUAGAAUUUUUGAUUUUAUUAAAAGGGUUAUAAGAUCUAUUCAUAAUUAUAAUUAAUAGCACGUGGAACAACAUAGUUAAUAUAUAUAAUAUAGUUGUAUAAUAUAAGUUUUAUUUAAGAUUCUCUUGCAAUAGUAACUCUUUACAAAAUAAUAUCAACUAAUACUUAAUCUAAAUAUUUUUUAUUUUAAAGAUCUUAAAAUUAUUUAAAAUUAUUAUUUAUAAAUAUAAUAAAUGUAGGUUUAAAAAAUAUUAAUUAAUACUUUAUUAGUUUAAGUCUUAACACUUUCGAUUUAAGUUUUAAUUAAGUGUAGUUUAUAUCAUCCACAGGUAAGUGCACUUUAAGUGUAUUGUUUAUGAAGUUUAAUUUAAUAGUAUAGAUACCUACGAAUAGGUUUUUAAAAAUUAUAUUGUAUAACACUAUUAUACCUACCUACAGUAUAAUUUUUAGUUCCACCUGUAAUAUUACCAUUUGCAUUUGAUGGAGAAACCAAUGCUGGCGAUAAUGCCCAGUUAACUUGUCAUGUGAGUAAAGGUGAUAUGCCUCUUGAAUUAUUUUGGAAUUUUUUGGAUGCCAACAAUCGUUCAGUACCACUUCCAGAACUUACUACUGUUAAUAGAAUAGGAAAGAAAAUAGCUGUACUUGAAAUACCCGUGGUUACACAAUUUCAUCGUGGUACUUAUGUCUGUACUGCAAAUAAUCGUGCAGAUCGAGUAUCACAAUCUGCUGUUUUAUCUGUAAAUGGUAAAAAAUUAAAGAGGUCUAAUAAAAAAGAAUUUUAUAGCAUGACUGUUGUAUAAUUAUGCUGGAAAUUUUGUCGCUAAAAGUUGUCUUAUAAAUUCUAGUAAUUCUACUAAUCGAUAAUUCCUCUAAAUGUAACUUUCCUAAGAUAUUAAAGACAAUGAACUUGUUAUUAGUACCACCAUCAAUGAAACCAUUUUCGUUUGAGGGUGAUUCAAACGUUGGCGACACUGCUCAACUUACUUGCCAUGUAAUAAAAGGCGACACUCCGUUAGAAAUAAUUUGGGUGUUUCAAGGCCCAGAUGGUCGUCUACAACCUAUGCCACAGCCAAUAAUAGAAAAUAAAAUUGGCAAAAAAAUAACAAUGUUAGAGAUACCUACAGUAACAGAAUACCAUCGAGGAAGUUACUCUUGUAUUGCAAAAAACAGAGCAGGGAUAGUCAAUCAAACUGCAAUUUUGAUGGUUAAUGGUAUACAAAGGCGUAUAUUUAAAAAAUAUAAUUUGUUAACAUGCAACAUCAGCACUAGCACAUUAUGCUUUUCUUUAUGGUUCCCAUGCAUAUUUAACUCCAUUAUAAUUCAUCACCAUUUAAUAUUUGCAAUUUGUUCAUAAUAUAUUAUUUUCUUAACAUUUUAGUACCCCCCUCAAUAAUGCCUUUUUCGGUUGAUGGAGAAUUAAGUGUCGGUGAUAAUGCUCAAUUAACAUGUCAUGUAGCACGAGGAGAUAUGCCAAUUAAUAUAUCUUGGAUUUUUCGAGCUGCUGAAGGUGGAUCAUUAGGACCAUUACCUGAGCCUAUAUUGCUUAAUCGUAUAGGAAAAAAAAUUGUUAUGUUAGAAAUACCAUCUGUGACUGAAUAUCAUAGAGGAUCUUAUACAUGCAUAGCAACAAAUCGAGCUGGUGUUUUUGAACACACAGUAAAAUUAAUGGUCAACGGUAUAAAAUUAUCUGUUUAGAUUCGCACAAUAUUUGUUAAGCUUAUUCCAGCAUUUAUGCAUGUCCAGACUUUUGAUGCCUCGUUAGGAAACAGAGUUUAUUCCAUUUUACAUAUCCUUCCAGUAUAGUUGUUUAUUGCAUUCCUAAGUAAAGCUAUAUUUGUUCAUAAAUUUUGUUAAGAAAUUAUAUUUUAUACCAAACUGUUUUAGUAUAUUUAAUAAAUAUUAUAUUUAUAUGUAAAAUAAAAAAUUUGAACAAUAAUGUAUUUCUUCAAUAAAUCCUUAGGUACACUACAUUUUCUAAGAGUAUAGUUGAUCUAGGUAUUUCAUUUAUUUAUCCUAUAGGUAGGUGUUAAAUAUUUAACAUACCUACCUAUAAUCUUAUAAAAUACAAUUACAUUUGUUAUGGCGUUCUAAAAAUGUUUCAUUUUUACACAAUUUUUUUAAUCACUCCAGCUUUUAAUUUAUUUAUUAAUUUUACAACUUAAAAUUGUAUAUAACAAAAUUAAUUUAUUCCACAUAACUAUUUUGAAUAUUAAAAAAUGUAUCCUGAAUGUGGUUGGUUAAUAUUGUGAAUUUUCUAUACUAUGAAAUAUUUACAGUACCACCACGUAUCAGACCAUUUGAGUUUGAAUCAGUAGUAUUUGCUGGCGAACCUGUGCAAUUAACAUGUUUUGUCACUGGAGAUAAACCAUUAAGAAUAUCGUGGUAUUUACAAAGCAAAGAGUUAACAUCUCAAACUGGCAUAGCGACAAGUACAAUAGGAGAUCGAACAAAUAGUUUAUCUAUUGUUUCUACGGGUCUUUCCAAUGCUGGAAAUUAUACUUGUGUUGCUCAAAAUGCAGCCGGAAUGGAUUAUCAUUCCGCGUAUUUGGAAGUAAAUGGUAUAAAGUCGGACAUGAUCACAGUAUUUUUCGAGUUAUUUGUAAAAUAAACAUAUUAAUAAUUGAUUGCUUAAUAAUUGUUUGUUAUCUGUAAACUAUGAUAAAAAUUCGGCGUGAGAAAUUUGGUACUUAUUUGGAAAUUGAUGUUUUUGUAGUUAGUGUUAUGAAUAAAUAACAUAUUCCUUUAAUCCUAUCGUUUUUAUAAAAUACUAUUGAUACAUUUUUUAAUGAGUUUAUGGUUAUGCACAAGAUUAUCAUAUUAAUUUUGAAACGUUUAUAAUUAAUCAUAAUAAAUUAGUGAUAUAAAAAUUUAAAGUUUAAAAUGAAACUAGUAAAGAAAUACUUAAAUCUUAAAUAAUUAAAUGAUACACAAAAUUCCAGUACCGCCACGUAUCAGACCAUUUGAGUUUGAAUCGGCAGUUUAUGCUGGGGAGCCUGUACAAUUGACUUGUUUAGUAACCAAAGGUGAUAAACCCUUAAGAAUAUCAUGGUAUUUGCAAAGCAAAGAAUUAACGGUACCGCAGACUGGUAUAAUUACAAGCAAUCUGGGCGAUCGAGCCAAUAGUUUGUCGAUAUCUUCGGCUGGUAUUUCGAAUCGUGGAAAUUACACUUGUGUAGCUCAAAACGCUGUCGGGAUGGACUCUUAUUCUGCAUAUUUAGAAGUGAAUGGUAUAGAAUUGAAUAUUAUGAAAUAUUAUUUUUAUUUCUACAGGCAUUUAAUAAUUAACUUGCUUUGAAUGUUGUUUAAUGUGGUAUCAUAUUAUACAGAUAUAGACCAAAGCAGUUUUCGUCAUUUAUUCUUUAUUUCCCUAUAGUUUUCUGCUCUGACAUAUUCCUUGUACUCCUAGAUAAUAAUCACUUAAUCAGUAAUACACAUUUUUUAUACAUUAAAUAAGAUGCAUUGUUAUAAAUAAUCAUAUAUAAUAGCUUUGUAACAAAAUAAAUACAGAUAACGUAUUUAUCCAAGCCAAAGAUAAUUUUCAUGGUUUCCAGUGCCACCUCGAAUCAGACCAUUUGAAUUCGAGUCAGCAGUCUAUGCUGGCGAGCCAGUACAAAUAACAUGUCUUGUGACUAAAGGCGAUAAGCCUUUAAGGAUAUCAUGGUAUUUUCAUAGCACAGAACUUAAUUCAUCUGAGACUGGAGUCUUUACUAGUUCUAUGGGUGACAGGUCAAAUAUUUUAUCCAUUCCUUUUGCUGGUCUUUCUAACGGUGGAAAUUAUACAUGUGUAGCACAAAACGCUGUAGGAAUGGAUUAUUAUUCUGCAUACCUGGAAGUUAAUGGUACAAUUUAUUAUAGGCUUACCUAUACUACAGUUUAACGUAUAUCUAUCUUAAUAACAGUGUUUAUUAAUUUCAGUAGUUUGUUUUUCAAUACAAAUAUCCAUUUAUAUCCUUAUUAUCCUUUAUAACUUAAUUUUAAUUUAAACACCCUUUUAUGGUGUUCAUUAAAAAUAAAAAAAUAAUUACUCAUUAAAUUGAUGUCUUAUUAAAUUUUUAUAAGAAUUUAAAUUAUUGUAAACUAGAAAUAAAAUAUCAGUUAAUUAGAGAAUAUUAAUAUAUCUAUAAUCUAUAUAGUUAAUAGUGAAGUUGAAAAAAAAAAUAAUUAUUAAUCAUGACGAUGGAACAAAUAAUAUAUUAUGUUGGUAUAGGUAUAAUGCAUAAGAAUCAAUAAUAUUACAACAUCAUUAAAAUUAGUUUUGGGUUAUAAGUUUCUAACAAUUUUUUAAAAAAAUAAAUGACUUUACAGUACGCCCGAAAAUAUUGCCAUUUUCAUUUGGUGAAAUGCCUAGCAAUGCUGGUGACACUGUGCAAGUGGGAUGCACCGUUGUUAAAGGCGAUAAACCUUUACGUAUUAGUUGGAAUUUUUAUGGGGAAGAACUAUCAUCUAAUAUGGGUGUUACCACAAUGCCGGUUGGUGAUUCAAUGAACGUUUUGUCUAUACCUUCUGUUGAGACAACAAAUCGAGGAAACUAUACUUGUUUAGCUAAAAAUUCAGCUGGAUAUGAUUCAUAUACAGCUCAGCUGUUGGUUAAUGGUAGUCAUUAAAAUUAUAAAUUUAGUGUGCUUGUAGAUGCAACACUCCUUCCGGUAUUUAUCCCGGGGUUAACUAUAGUUAAAUAGUUUUAUUUAUAGGUAAUUUGUAUAUUCUUUGAUAUUCAUUAUUUACAUAUAAGUAAUAGAUACCCUCAUCAAGUUAUUAAUAACAUAUAGUUUAUUAAUUUUAAGUUAUGUUACCAAUAGAAAAAAAAAAAACAUUAAUUUUCAUAAAUCUUUAUUAAAAAAACAUAAUAAGUAAAGUUAUACGCGUUUACAGUUCGGCCACAAAUUUUGCCAUUUUCAUUUGGGGAUAAUCCAAAUAAUGCUGGCGAUAAAGUCCAAGUUGGUUGCACUGUUGCGAAAGGUGACCAACCUUUACGCAUAAGUUGGAAUUUUUAUAGUGAAGAAUUAUCAUCUAACAUGGGUGUUAGCACCAUGGCUGUUGGUGAUUCAAUGAAUGUUUUGUUUAUUCCAUCUGUUGCUCCUUCAAAUAGAGGAAAUUAUACUUGCGUUGCAAAAAAUCCAGCUGGCCAUGAUUCAUAUACAGCUCAACUCUUGGUCAACGGUAUUCAUUAUACCUAAUAUUGAGUAUUUACUCAACUGCUAUUCUUCUAUGUACUCAGUAAAAUGCAACAAUCAUUAAUCCAAUCUUAUCCAUGUAUAAUUUAAAACCUCCACACCUUAGUAACCCAUUUAAUAACCAAGUACCUAUAAAUAAUAUGUCCGAAAAACGAAAUCCAAAAAAAAUUAUAUUAUUGUAUAACUUGUCUUGGUAUUUUAAUAAAUUUACCUAACUACAAUAACAAUCUAUCAAUAAAUAUUUUACUUCCUAUAGUACGUCCAAAAAUAUUACCAUUUUCUUUCGGUGAUACACCAAGUAAUGCUGGAAAUACUGUACAAGUCGCAUGUACUGUCACAGAAGGUGAUAAACCUUUACGUAUUAAUUGGAAUUUCUAUGGUGAAGAACUUUCAUCGGACAUGGGCGUUAGUACUAUGCCCGUUGGAGAUUCAAUGAAUGUUUUAUUUAUAUCAUCUGUUACUCCUUCAAACCGAGGAAACUAUACUUGUGUUGCAAACAAUUUUGCUGGCAUUGAUUCAUUUACUGCUCAACUCUUAGUUAAUGGUAUUUAAUAUUACCACUAAACUAUAAACUAAUCAUUUUGUUGGUAUAGUGCAACAACCCAUAUCCUACACUUAUCCUAAUAAUAUUAUAAAUCGUACCAAUAUAAAAAUUCAUAAAAUAAUUUUAAGCAUUUGCUUCCGUCAAAAAAUAUUAUUAUUUUAUAAGUACCUUCAUAGUUAGCGUAUAAUUUAUACCUAUGUAUAUAAAUGUAUAUAAGUACCUAAACAAUGAAUAAUGCAUAUAUUUAUUAGAAAUAAUUUUUUAUUUAAAAAAUUAUAUUAUUAUAUAAAAAUGUAAUUAUUAACAACAAUUUUGUGGCAAUGUUGUACCUAUUCAUUCUUACAGUACGUCCGAAAAUAUUACCAUUUUCUUUUGGUGGUGAACCUAGCAACGCUGGAAAUCCUGUGCAAGUGGGAUGCACUGUUCUGGAGGGUGAUAAACCUUUACGUAUUAGUUGGAAUUUUUAUGGCGAAAAUUUAUCAUCGAACAUGGGUGUUAGUACUAUGACCGUUGGAGAUUCAAUGAAUGUUUUAAUUAUACCAUCAGUGGUUCCUUCUAACCGCGGAAAUUAUACUUGUUUAGCAAAAAAUUCAGCUGGAAAUGAUUCGUAUACCGCUCAGCUAAUAGUAAAUGGUAGUAAUAUUACUCAAAUUUAGAGUAACUAUUACGUGUAGAUAAUACUAUAUGCAUACAUUUUUAAAGCACCUUUGGUUAUUAAAGUUCAAUGUAUAUUAUCUUUUUUCUACAUGUUUUCCGUUUUUUCCUAAUUAAAUAUGUAAUGAAUAAACAACUUAACGUUUAAGUAUACAUAGUUAUUUCGGGUAGCCGGUGGUAUAACUAUUUUAUAAGCAUUUAAAUUUAUUAUCAAGAACUAUUUCAGUUUUACCAAAAAUCGUACCUUUUUCAUUUGGAGAUGGACCAGUUAAUUCUGGUGAAUCGAUUCAAGUCGUAUGUUCGGUUUCAAAGGGUGAUCGUCCGUUAACAAUAAGUUGGAGUUUUUAUGGUGAAGCAUUAUCAUCUGAUAUGGGUGUAACUACACAAAUGUUGGGAGAUACGACUAACUUUUUAUCUAUUCCUUCGACUGGCCCUUCAAAUCAAGGAAAUUAUACAUGCAUUGCAAAAAACAGUGCUGGAUCGGACACAUAUACUUCACAACUUGUGGUUUACGGUAUACAAAAUUGAUCGUGUAACGUAAAGCAUGGUCAAAAAACGUUAAAAAAAGUCUAGUUUAUCACAAAGAAACUAACAAAAUAGCACAGCUUAAUAUUCCUUAAAAGCAAUUAACUUUUCAAUCCGUUUAAACCAUUCAAAAUAUAAAAAGGUUGAGUAGAAUAAGUAAACGAAUUGUAAAAUAUUUUAUAUAAAAUUGCUUUCUUCGUCAUUUACACAAAUAAAUAUUAGAUAUUGUUCAAAAUGUUUAGUUUUGCCUAAAAUAUUACCAUUUUCCUUCGGAGACGGUCCAGUUAAUGCCGGUGAAUCUGUUCAACUAUCUUGUUCGGUGGCUAAAGGUGACAAACCUAUGUCCAUAACUUGGAAUUUUUAUGGUGAAGAAUUGUCUUCUCAUAUGGGCGUUACUACGCAAAUGUUUGGGGACACGACCAACUUUUUAUCAAUUCCUUCAGUCAGUCCCUCAAAUCGAGGAAACUAUACUUGUAUUGCUAAAAAUUCAGCUGGAUCUGACUCGUUAACGUCUCAACUAAUGGUUAAUGGUAUAGCGAAGUAUUUUUUUCUAGCAUGACUUUUGAAUUAUUCUUAGCAUAUAUAUUAUGUUAGGUUAUAUUAAAUAUGUUCUAUACUUGAUCCAAUUUAAAAAUUAUAUUCCUUAAUACCAUACAAAUUAGUUAUAUAUAUAUAUAUAUGUAUAUAUAUAUAUAUAUUACAAAGCUUAUAUUUAUAUUCCAAUGGUAACCUAUUAUUUUUUUUUUUUCAUUGAUAUUAUUUAUUUUAUAACCGAGGAAAAUUAAAUUUUUUAAUUAUUUAAGACUUGUUUAUCAUAGUUUAUUAAUGUGUAAUACAUUAUUCAGUUGGUUAUUUUGAGUUUUCAAUAUUGAUAUUUAACAUUCAUAUUAUUUGUUGGUUAUAGUCUUACCGCAUAUUGUUCCGUUUUCUGUUGAGGAGAAAGUGAGAUCUGGCGAUAGCAUACAGUUAAGUUGUCACGUUUCAAAGGGGGAUAAACCUCUAGAACUUGAUUGGUUAUUCAAUGAUGAUGAACUUUCUUCCGAAUUGAGUGUGAGCACAACUAAACUUGGUUCAAGUUCUAGUGUACUUACUAUUGGAACUCUAUCCGCAGCACAUACAGGAAAAUAUACUUGUAUCGCGUCUAAUCGAAUCGGGUCUUAUAAUUAUUCAACGUACAUAAACGUCGAUGGUAUAUUUUUGUUUUAAAGUUUUGAUUUGCUUGUGAUUUAGUGUUGUUAUUUUAACCUUAAUAAAUAAUGUCUUUUAAAAUUGUUCAUUAACUUAGAUUAGGCUAGUAUUAUUUAGUUAUGUUUAUAACAAUGUAACUUUAACGAUUCCUUAAAUGAUAUUACCAUUCCACCUAUUUAAUCAACAUACGAGCACCUACCAUAAUAUGUGUUUAUACAUUUUACUAUUCAAGAGUGUUACUGCAGAUAGGUAUUUCGAUAAAAAAAAAAUUUAUUCAAAUGUGUAUUCGAUACAUAACAAUUUUUUUAUUUAAAAAAAAUGGUUAAACUAAUUGUAUUACGUAUUCCAUUUAAAUUAUAUUAGUAUUAAAUUUGAAAAAUCCACAUACUACUUGAAUAUUUUAUAAUUUACCAAUACGUUUAAUUUCAAAUUUAAAGUCCCACCUAAGAUGACACCUUUUACAUUUGGUGACGACAUCCCCGAAGCCGGUGAAACGAUCUCUAUACAGUGCACUAUAUCUUCUGGAGAUAUUCCUGUUGAGUUUGCGUGGACUUUCAACGGUAAAUCAACAAGUGACUUAGCAAACGUUUUUGUAUCAAAAAAUGGACGACGAGUUAGCGCAUUAACUGUCGAAUCGUUAACAGAGAAAAAUGUCGGCAAUUAUUCUUGUCUUGCCAGAAAUAAGGCUGGUGAAUCAGUACACACUGCCUCAUUGUAUGUAAAUGGUAACUACCUAGAAAUCCGGGUAGGGUAAUCUUAGCAUGCUGAAAUUAAUAACUAUAGACAAUUCUUAGUGCCUAUUUAUUUGGUUUCAAUGUCUGAUAUGAUUACCUAUAUAAUAAUUUAUAUUUCACCGAUACACUUACAAUAUACACAUUUUAUUAGAAGUUAGUAUCCAGUUUCUAUUUCCUAUUUGAUAUCUGUUUUUUGUUUACAACAUGUAGUUUUUCCGAAAAUAAAACCAUUUACAUUUGGAGAUACACCAAUAUAUGCUGGACAGUCAGCGCAAGUGACUUGUUCAGUUCAGGAAGGUGAUUCUCCUCUAGAAUUGUCGUGGGCUUUCGAUGGGCCUCGAGAUGUAUUUGGGCUAGGCGUGUCAGUGGUAAAAAUUGGCACAAAAACUAGUCUUUUAUCGAUUGAAAACACAAAUUAUGUUCACCGGGGAAAUUACACUUGUUAUGUUAUGAAUCGCGCGGGGAACGCAUCGUAUACGGCUAGCUUGAAUGUACACGGUAUAGAAUUUAAUGUUACACUGAUAGCCACAAUUUUAAGCAUGUACAUUACGCAAAAAUUUGGUACGGUGCAGUCAAAUAUUUGUAAAGUAUGCUUCAAUCUUUAAAAUACCAAUUAUUUCCUUUAUAUUUUGAAAUUGGAUUUCCUCAAGAUAAAUUAUCAAUAGAUACUUGCAUUUUAUUAUUUAUUUUAACAAUAUGGUGUUUUUUAGUACCUCCUCGUAUCGUCCCUUUCAACUUUGAAGAGCCAAUAUAUUCCGGUCAGUCAGCUCAAAUCACAUGCUUAGUGUCCGAGGGUGAUACUCCUUUGAAUAUAACUUGGUGGUUUCGCAAAUCUGAUAAAUCUGAAUUAAUACCAUUACCUAGUGGAAUAUCAGUUAAUAAAAUGGGUAGUAAAUUAUCCAUGUUAUUUAUUGAGUCCACAUCUGCCUAUUUUGCCGGAAAUUAUGCAUGCAUCGUUGAAAACAGAGCAGGGAGUUCUAAGUACACAUCAGCAUUGAAUGUUCAUGGUAAAAUGAUUUUUAAUUCUCAAGAAACUGACUUACAUAUUACGCUUGUUGAUUGA
Molecule: messenger RNA, 57263 nt
Organism: Cinara cedri
Lineage: Eukaryota; Metazoa; Arthropoda; Insecta; Hemiptera; Aphididae
Source: the annotation of a GenBank genome assembly